UUGAAUAAAAGUGUUUUUCACCCAAAUUUUGUUUUUUUGAGAGAAGUGUGGUGACAAUAAUUUUUUUUUUUGAAUUUGUUUUAAGUGAAAAGUGAACAAAGUGGAUUACAAUCAUACUGGGGUUUAACACUUUUAUCGGCGGUCAGAAGCUAUGGCGACCGCAAAAAUGAAGUUAAUACUGCCUCUAGUCGUUUGGAUUAUAUGGAUAUGUAAUACGACAAAUGUACACUCGCAGUCAUUACACGGAGGCGUUGGGUUUGGUUUAAAUAAACGUGAAAUAUUCUUCUUGAAUCUCGAAGACGGCUACUUCGGGUGUCAAGUGAAUGAAAGUACUGAUGUAUUACAAUUAUAUGAAUUAAGUAAAUUAUGUGAUGGUAAACCUGACUGUUUCCGUGGUUCAGAUGAACUGCGUGCAGAACUGAAGUGUACAGAUGAUUGCACCAAAGAUGAUGGUACAUUAUGUCAAAAUGGGGCAUGUCUGGAUCACCAAUGCCAUUGUAAUGAUGGUUUUGGAGGAUGCAGUUGCGAAGUGCCAGACGAAAAUGAAUGUAAAUAUCGUCCAUGUGAUGUAUUUGCACAUUGUACGAACACACUCGGAAGUUUUCAGUGUACAUGUUAUCCUGGAUAUCGAGGAGAUGGAUUUUCAUGUGAAGACAUAAACGAAUGCGAUGAUCCAGCAAUAGCUGCGCGAUGUGUAGAAAAUGCUGAAUGUUGCAAUUUACCAGCACAUUUUCUGUGCAAAUGUUUACCAGGAUUCGAAGGUGACGGUGAAGAAAAAUGUACAGAUAUCGAUGAAUGUGCCAAACCAAAUGCAUGUGGAACGAAUGCCAUAUGUCAAAAUACUUUAGGAAAUUAUACUUGUACAUGUCCCGAGGGAUUCGAAGGAAAUCCUUUUAAUGGGUGCGUGGAUAUUGAUGAAUGCGAAAAUCCGUUAACCGCUUGUGGACCAGAAGCAAUAUGUAAAAAUACAAUUGGCGGCAAAGUAUGUGAAUGCCCACCAGGUUUUUCUGGUGAUGCUUACGGACCAGAAGGUUGUCGCGAUGCAGAUGAAUGUGCGCGAUCACCUUGUGGGCGAGAUGCACUAUGUUCAAAUGUUAUUGGAUCAUUUAGAUGUGCCUGCCCCGAAGGAUUUAUUGGUGAUCCUAUGUCUGAAUGUAAAGAUAUUGACGAAUGCAUCGAUCAACCUUGUGCUAAUAACGCUUUGUGUAUUAACACAAAUGGAAGCUAUUCAUGUGAGUGUCCUCCGGGAUACAGUGGCAGUGGAAAACCUGGCGACGAAUGUCUUGACAUCAAUGAAUGUGGACGUCUAAAUUCUUGCGGUGUGAAUGCACAAUGUAUAAAUGUACCUGGAUCAUAUAAGUGUAUUUGCCCGCAAGGUUUCAGCGGCCAAGGCGAUUUAUUUUGUGAAAAUAUAAACGAAUGCAAAACAAACCCAUGUGGCGAAAAUGCUUUAUGUACGGAUACCGUUGGAAGUUACAUCUGUUCUUGCAAAGAAGAUUAUACCGGCGAUCCAUUCAGAGGUUGUGUCGAUAUAAAUGAAUGUGUAACAUUGGAUAAACCAUGUGGAGAACAUGCAGUUUGUGAAAAUGCAGUCCCUGGAUAUACUUGCUUAUGCCCACAAGGAUUUCAAGGCAAACCAGAUCCAAAAGUGGCAUGUGAACAAAUCGAUGUUAAUGUUUUAUGUAAAUCAAAUUACGAAUGCACAAACAAUGCUGAAUGUAUCGAAGGACAAUGUUUCUGCCAAAAAGGAUUUAUUGCCAAAGGCGCCGUUUGCGUUGAUGUCGACGAAUGCUUGAAUCAACCAUGUGGACCACAUGCGCAAUGUUUGAACACAGUUGGUAGUUUUGAGUGUGAAUGUGAAAAUGGACAUGUCGGUGCACCACCUCACAUCCAAUGUAAAGCGCCCUGCGAAGACGUUAAGUGUGGCGCUCAUGCAUUUUGUAAGCCCGAUGGAAAUGAAGCAUACUGUAUUUGUGAACAAGGUUGGACAUUUAAUCCAGCUGAUAUUGGGGCAGGAUGUAUUGAUAUUGAUGAAUGUGAUAAAAUUAACGGGCCAAAUGGACGAUGUGGUGCUAAUGCAAUCUGUACAAAUAAUCCUGGUAGUUUUUCAUGUCAGUGUGCACAAGGAUAUUCUGGCAAUCCCUUGACACAAUGUUUAGAUAUUAAUGAAUGUUUGGAACCAAAUGCUUGUGGUCCAGGUGCUAUUUGCCAUAAUGUACCGGGAACAUAUACAUGUGAAUGCCCGGAAGGAUCUAUACCAGACCCAGAUCCAAAAACCAAGUGUGUAGGAAUUGUCACAUGUAAUACAAAUGACGAUUGUCCAGGAAAUGCAAUUUGUGAUUCACAAAAACGCUGUUUAUGUCCGGAACCAAAUAUUGGAAAUGAUUGCAGACAUCCUUGUGAAAAUAUACAAUGUAAACCAAAUUCCCAUUGUAUGUUAAUCAAUGAUGCGGUCACAUGUUUAUGUGCGAGCGGUUAUAAUGGAACAGCAAAUGGAUGUAUUGACAUUGAUGAAUGUGCAGGAAAUCCUUGCGCCGCAGGAGCUGUUUGUAAUAAUCAACCAGGAAGUUUCUCGUGUCAAUGCCCAGGUGGCGCUAGCGGAGAUCCAUAUCGAAGUGGAUGUUUAAAGACAACAAAUCCAUAUACAUGUUCGGAUUCAAAGCCAUGCCCCAGUUCAGAACAGUGUGUCCAUGAUGAAUUUACAGGAGAUAAUGUUUGUAUUUGUACUCAAGGAUAUACUCGAGAUCCACAAACUAAUAAAUGUAGAGAUAUCAACGAAUGUACCGAACAACGAGACCAUCCUACAUGUGGAUUAAAUGCUUUAUGUAAGAAUUUACCAGGAAGCUAUGAAUGUCAAUGCCUACCUGGAUUUAACGGUAAUCCAUACACACAAUGUGAAGAAUGUAAUUCCUUGCAAUGUAAAUGCCAACCUCCAUAUGAAAUAGUGAAUGGAAGCUGCGUUUUAGCUGGAUGUUCCCAAAAAGAUAAAUGCCCAGUAGGAGCUGAAUGUAUUACUAUCACUGGAGGAGUAAGUUAUUGUGCAUGUCCAAAAGGAUACCGAACAGGACCAAAUAACGAAUGUGUUGAUAUAAAUGAAUGUGAAGAAACUGGACGCCAAAUUUGUGGAUAUGGAGCGUUAUGUGUAAACACUCAGGGUUCACAUGAAUGUCAUUGCCCUAAUGGCUAUAGUGGAGAUGCUUACAAUGGACUUUGUUCACCAGCUCAAAAACGUUGUAUUAAUGACAACGAAUGCUAUGCAAAUGAAAAAUGUGUGCAACCUGGAGAAUGUGUUUGUCCACCUCCUUUCUUUACCGACGCCACAGAUAAUAAUAAAUGUAAAAGCCCAUGUGAACGUUUCCCAUGUGGUAUUAACUCUAAAUGUACACCAAGUGAUCCUCCAAGAUGUAUGUGUGAAGUUGGCUUCAAAGGUGAUCCAUUGCAAGGAUGUGUAGAUAUUGAUGAAUGCGAAAGUAGUCCAUGUGCCUACGGAGCACACUGUUUAAAUAAAAAAGGAAGCUACACUUGUGUUUGUCCAAGAGGAAUGAUUGGCGAUCCAUAUAAAGGUGGAUGUAUUCUUGAUUCACCUGGACAACCAAAAGUUGAAUGUUCUGGAAACGAAGAUUGUGCGGAUAUUCUAACAUGUAUAAGUGGCAGUUGUGUUAGCCCAUGUGGUGGUUUGGUCUGUGGAGCAAAUGCUUAUUGUGAACCAGAGAAACAUGCUGCCUGGUGUCGAUGCGCUGCAGGAUUUACUGAAGGAAAAAAUGGUGAAUGUGUAUCGUUGUGUAAUGGAUUUGUUUGUGGACGUGGAGCACAAUGUAUUUCAACAUCAUUUGGACCCACAUGUAAAUGUUUGGAUGGAUUUAUUGGAAAUCCAUUUCCUGGUGGACAAUGUCAACCAGACGUAUGCUCUCCAACAAAUCCAUGUUUGGAACCAACCGUAUGUAUUGGAGGUAGAUGUAAAGAACGAUGUGAGGGCAUAGUUUGUGGAAUUGGUGCUAGUUGCGAUAGAAACACAAAUAAAUGUGUAUGUGAUCCAUUCUUUGUGGGUAAUCCUGACCUAGUUUGUAUGCCACCUGUAAUUGCGCCAUCUUGUCAACCAGGAUGUGGACCAAAUGCUCAUUGUGAAUAUGGAAUAACAAAUAAAUGUGUUUGUAAUCCUGGUACAAAUGGAAAUCCAUAUGAAGGUUGUAGUGUGGAAUCCAAAAGAACGUGUUUAACUGCACAAUGCGGUAUUGGGGCAGAAUGUCGUGAAAAUUUAAAUACAAUCGAAUGCUCAUGCCCGCCAGGAUAUGCAGGCAAUCCUUACGUUCAAUGUCAUGAUAUUGAUGAAUGUAUUUCAAAUGCUUGUGGACAAAACGCCGUUUGUAUUAAUACGGCAGGAAACUACGAUUGCAGAUGCAAGGAAGGAUAUGCUGGAAAUCCAUUUAUUGGUUGUACAGCAGUUGAACUUAAACCAUGUGAUAAUCCUUUAACAUGCAAAUGUAGUGAUUCAGUUCUUUGUCCAGCAGGAUAUACAUGCACAAGGGGAAGAUGCGUUAAUGCUUGCGAGAAAGUACACUGUGGCCCAAGAGCAAUUUGUGAUUCAGGAAAAUGUUUAUGUCCACCCGGAUAUUUGGGAAAUGCAAACGAUUUAAUAAAUGGCUGUACAUUACGAGGACAAUGUAAUAACGAUGCCGAUUGUCGAACAACUGAAAUUUGUUUCCAAUUAGGAAAAGGUUUUCGUAAGUGUGUGGAUGCCUGCAGUAAAUUACAGUGUGGCGCCAAUGCAUUAUGCGUUAGUGAAAAUCAUAGAUCAAAUUGUAUUUGUGCAGAAGGAUAUACAGGAGAUCCAAAUGAUUUAAAUUCUGGAUGCAUACCAGAACAACGUGUUGUUAAUAAAGGAGAAUGUGACAGUGAUGCAGAUUGUCCACGAAACACUGUAUGUGCAAUUAGUUCAGAAGGAAUUCGCGCAUGUGUUGAUCCAUGUUUAACUGUUGCUUGUGGGCAAAACGAAAUUUGUAAGGUUGACUUGAAUGGCAAUCCAACUUGUCAAUGCAAAGAAGACUAUUUAUGGAAUCCAGUAACAUCAUUGUGUGAGAAACCAAGCGUACCAGAUUGUCGAGCAAAUCUAGAUUGUCAACCAACGUCUGCAUGUAAACCAGACGCAUUAGGUGUACUCAAAUGUACUCCAGUUUGUGCAGAGUUUACAUGUCCUACAAAUUCUAUUUGUGUGGCUAAUAAUCAUCAAGGCCAAUGUGAAUGUUUACCUAACUUUACGGGUAAUCCUAAUGAUCGUCAAGGAUGUCGACCAGUUACCAAAAAUCAAUGUACAACUGAUGCGCAAUGUCGAGAAUCUGAAACAUGUCGAUUACACAAAGAUACAGGAAUAUUAGAGUGUCGACCUGCUUGCGAUGGAAUAGCCUGUGGACCACACGCUGUUUGUGUUACAAAUAAUCAUGUUGCACAAUGCAGAUGUCCACCGGGUCAUUUUGCCGGCGACCCAAGUGAUUUAAUCAAUGGUUGUAAAGAAGUUCCAUGUGUAUAUAAUAACGAUUGUCCAGUUACACAAUUAUGUAAUCGUUUAACACAUACAUGUUAUGAUGUAUGUGACGAAGAUUCUUGCGGAACUAAUGCAGUUUGUAUUGCUGAAGACCAUAAAGCAAAUUGUCAAUGUCCACCCGGUUUCCGAGGAAAUCCUAUUGCAGAUGUAGAAUGUGUUCAUUUAGAUGUCUGUAGUCCAAAUCCAUGCCACUCAUCAGCAAUAUGCGAAGGUAGUGGAUCUGGCCACAUUUGUCGCUGUCCAUCAAACUUUGUUGGUGAUCCAUAUACAUCAGGUUGUCGCCCCGAAGGAAAUUGUCCAAAUGGAGACAAUGAUUGUCCAUUACAAUCGAUAUGUCAAGCGGGAAAAUGUAUUAAUCCAUGUGAUCAUGGAAUUUGUGGACCAAAUGCUAUUUGCAACGUAGUCAAUAGAAAACCAGUAUGUACAUGUCCAUUGAAGUUCGAACCAGUACCUUCAGGACCGCAAGACGGAUGUGUUCGUACAGUUGUUGGUUGUUUUAGUGAUUUUGAUUGUGGUGGUGAUGUAUGCUUUAAUGGACAAUGUAAGAUCGCUUGUCGAAACUCCGAUGAUUGUUCAAAAGGUGAAAAAUGUUUACAAAAUAUGUGUAUUGUACCAUGUGUCAGCCACAGUCAAUGUGUUGAAGGCCAAGCCUGUGUGAAUAACACAUGUCUGAUUGGAUGUCGAAGUAAUAGGAAUUGUCCAUCUAAUGAAGCUUGUAUCAACAACAAAUGCUUAAAUCCAUGCAGUCGAGAAGGUGUUUGUGGGCCAAAUGCAAUAUGUCAAUGUAAUCAACACCGAACACAAUGCCAGUGCCCACCAGGUUUUGAAGGAAAUCCAACACCACAGGAAGGAUGCAUACGAGUACCAUCUUCAUGUGUUGCCACAAGUGAUUGUCCAAGUGGACACAUGUGCAUCGGUCAUCAGUGCAGCUUACCAUGUACUGAUAAUUCAUUAUGCGCUAUCGGUGAACGUUGCAGUAAUAAUGUGUGCGUUAAAGUAUGUUUCGGUAACAGCAAUUGUUUACCAGGCGAAGUGUGUUUACAAGGAAUAUGUCAAACUGGAUGCGAAAGUGAUGCAGAUUGCAAAACAAGUCAAAUAUGUAUUGCUAAUAAAUGUCGUUGCUCAAAUGGAUUCAUUGCCACACCAACAGGAUGUGCCGAUAUAAAUGAAUGCGAAGAUAAUCCUUGCCACCCUAGUGGUUUAUGUAUCAAUACAUUAGGAUCAUUUAAAUGUACAUGUCCUGAAGGAAAAGUUGGAGAUGCUUAUGCAGGACCAGGAUGUAAAGCACCAAAUGAAUGUUAUCAAGAUUCUGAUUGUAGUGAGACAUUAGCUUGUGAAAAUGGUCGUUGUACCGAUCUUUGUCCAAAAACGCAAUGUGGACCAAAUGCCAUUUGUAAUGCUUUCGAUCAUCGACCGACAUGCUCAUGUCCUGCAGGUCAUUUAGGCGAUCCUUUCGAUUUAAGUGUUGGAUGUUUUAAAGUAGAUUGUUUAACGAACGAGGACUGUCCUAGAGAAAAGAAAUGUGAUCUGCAAAGUUACAAAUGCGCAAAUCCUUGCGAUGGAAUAAAUUGUGGACGUGGGACUUGUGAACCAACAAAUCACCAACCAUUUUGCUCAUGCCUCUCUGGAUAUAUUAAUUUUGGAGGUCUUUGCCAUGAUAUAAACGAAUGUGACGAUAAUCCUUGCCACUCAACGGCACUUUGUACAAACACUGAAGGAUCUUACAGUUGUAGUUGUCCAGAAGGCUUAAUCGGUGAUCCUGUAAAAACUGGUUGCCGCAAACCUGGGGAUUGUUUCACAGAUUCAGAUUGUCCAAUUACUGCAUCAUGUAUUGAUAACCGUUGUAAAAAUCCAUGCGAUUUGCCACAAUCUUGCGGACAAAAUGCACUUUGCACGCCAUUAAAUCAUAAUCCAGAGUGCAGAUGUCCAGCCAAAACAUUGGGUGAUCCAAAAGUAGGAUGUGUUCCACUGGAAUGUACUGACAAUAAUGAUUGUGAUACAAACUUAAUAUGCUUAAAUACGAAAUGUGUCAAUCCUUGUUCAUUACCAAAAGCAUGUGGACCAAAGGCUGAAUGUAUCGCAAAUCAACAUGUUGCUUUAUGUAGUUGUGAAGCCGGACAUACUGGUGAUCCUUUAUUAGGAUGUGUUCCAGUGCUUUAUUGUGCUGCAGAUUCACAAUGUCCAGCUGGAACUAAAUGUAAUGGAGGUAUUUGUACAGCGCUGUGUUCAAGUGGUCGAGAUUGUAUUGGUGAUCAAUUAUGUAUCCAAGGAGUAUGCCAACCAACAUGUCAAACAAAUUCUAGCUGUCCCGAUUUCCAAUUUUGUCUCAAUAAUAUUUGUACACAAGAAGUAAAAUGCCAUUCAAAUGACGAUUGUGAUUUAAAUGAAAAAUGUGUCAAAAAUUCCAUUGGCCAAGCUGAAUGUGUCGAUGGCUGUUAUGGAACUCUGUGUGGACGAAAUGCCGAUUGCUCAUCACCAAAUCAUGAACCAGAAUGUAUAUGUAAACCAGGCUAUAAAGGUGACGCUUACGACGAUCGAUUAGGAUGCCAACAAAUUGAAUGUGAAACAAGUAACGAUUGCUCAAAAGAAAAAUUCUGUGAAAAUAACAUGUGCAAAAUUGCAUGUUUGGCAAAUAAUCCAUGUGGUUCAAAUGCUGUAUGCUCAGCUCAAAAUCAUGAGUCUGUUUGUUACUGUCAACCAGGUUACACAGGAGAUGCAUACUCUGGUUGUACUGCAAUCGAUUUCUGUGCUGAUUUACCAUGUGGCCCUGGAGCAAAAUGUCAUAAUGCCCGUGGAUCAUAUAGAUGUCAAUGUCCUGUAGGAACUGUUGGCGAUCCCUACAACGAUGGAUGUGUCGCACCUGUAGAAUGUGAAAAGAAUACUGAUUGUCCAAAUGCUGCCGAAUGUAUAACAUCAAAUGGUGUUCCAAAAUGCCGAGAUGCGUGUGAACAAACUUUAUGUGGUCCAAAUUCAGACUGUUUCUCGGCUGCUCAUGAAGGAAUUUGUAAAUGCAGAGAUGGCUAUGAAGGAAAUCCAAAUGACAUUAGCAUUGGAUGUCGGCCCAAGCCAAUAUCAUGCAGCAGUACCGCAGAAUGCCCACAAAAUACAUAUUGCUAUGGUGGAGUAUGCAAAUUAUUCUGCGAUUCAGAUAACGAAUGCAGUUUGGCAGAAAAUUGUAUCGAAGGCCAAUGCAAAAACUUGUGCGAACGGCCGAAAAGUUGUGGAAUGAAUGCAGAAUGUAAUGUUUUCAGCCAUGUGAAACAAUGUUCAUGCCCACCAGGAUUUACAGGCAAUCCAGAAGUCGAAUGUGUCCGAAUUCCAGUUUCAUGUAAUGUUCCAGAAGACUGUAGUGAAGGCAACACAUGCCGAGAUAGUAUGUGCUUACCAGUGUGCCAAAAUGAUAAUCAAUGUGCCUUUAAUGAAAAAUGCAUUAACGGAAAUUGUAUCUUAACAUGCCGUCUCGAUAAUGACUGUUUCUUAGGACAUAUUUGUUUACAUAAUACUUGUGUUUUCGGAUGUCACGGUGACGAAGAUUGUAGUGCAAGUGAAUCGUGUCGAAAUAACCGUUGUGUAAAUCCAUGUUUGGAUUCUCCUUGUGGUCCGAAUGCUUUGUGUACAGUUACAAAUCAACGAGCUACGUGCUCGUGCGCCAUCGGUUUUGUACCAAAUCCGACUGCAAAUGUAGCUUGCGUUCGUGCUCCAGCAAUUCCAUGUACAGAAAAUCGGGAAUGUCCAUCAGGAACAACUUGUUUCGAAGAAGUUUGCCGUCCAGUAUGUUCUAAAGAUUCAGGAUGUCUCUCUAAUGAAAGAUGUGAUGUACCAAAUAGUGUUUGCAAACCUCUAUGUCGCAGAGAUGACGAUUGCAGAGCAGGAGAAUACUGUGAAGAUUUAACUUGUGUAAUUGGUUGCCGAAGUGAUUCUGGAUGUCCUCUAGAUAGAAGUUGUAUUAAUAAUCAAUGUGUAGAUGUUUGUGCUUCGCCAACAGCGUGUGGUACAAAUGCAGAAUGUUCGGUAUAUAAUCAUGCAAAGAUUUGUACUUGUCCAAAUUCGUUAGUUGGAGAUCCACUGAUUAGUUGCCGACAACCAACUAUCACAUGUGUAUCAAAUAAUUCAUGUGCUGAAGGACAAACCUGUUAUGGUGGAUUAUGCCAAUCAACAUGUUUAUCGAAUAACGAUUGUUUAUCAGAUGAAAGAUGUUUGGAUAAUAUUUGCAAACCAAUUUGCAACACAGAUGCAAAAUGUGGUGCUCAACAAAUUUGUGAUAAUAGAGUAUGCCAAAUUGGAUGCCGAAGUGACACUUCAUGCCCUGAUCAUCAAGCUUGCUUAAAUAAUAAAUGCCAAAAUCCAUGUGAAUUUUCAAAUACUUGUGGAGAAUGUGCUGAAUGUAAAGUUGUGAAUCAUGGUAUACAAUGCAGUUGUCCAUCCGGGUACUUAGGAAAUCCUCUAGUCACUUGUACACAACCAGCUGUAAAAUGUAAUGGAUUCUGCGAAUGUGACACAUCGGGCUAUUGUACUAAAUCCUGUAGCAGUGAUUCUGAAUGUUCUUGUGGUGAAUCAUGCGCUCAAGGAAAAUGUCGAGCUAAAUGUUCAGGAACAGGCUCAUGUGCCCGAGGACAAUUAUGCCAAGGUGGAGUUUGUUUACCGGGAUGUAGAACAAAUGCUGAUUGUGCAACUGACAAGAGUUGUAUUGCAAAUCAAUGUCAAGAUCCAUGCUUGAACGCACCAUGCGGUACAAACGCACUCUGUUUAGUGUCAGAUCAUCGUACAAUAUGUCUUUGUCCAGAUGGAUAUCAAGGAGAACCUACACGAAAAUGUACACCAUACGAAUGUUUAACUGACAAUGACUGCGAAAUAAAUAAACGAUGUGGCGAAGACAAAGCUUGUCGGAAUCCUUGUUUAGAAGCCGGUGUUUGUGGUAUUAAUGCUCAAUGUAGAGUUGUGAAUCGUAAAGCACAAUGUUCAUGCCCAAUUGGUUUAAUUGGAAAUCCACAAAUCGAAUGCAAGCAAGGUGGUAAGGAGGAAUGUUUACGAAAUCCAUGCGGGCCAAAUGCACGCUGCCGUGAUAUUCCUGGUGGCGUAGGUGGAUUCGAAUGUACGUGCGCUACAGGAUGCGUUGGUGAUCCCUACCGCGGAUGUGUCUGUGAAGGAUCACUUGUUAAUUUGUGUAAAAAUAAACGGUGUGGUGAAAACGCUCUAUGCCAUAUUGUAAACAAACAAGCUGAAUGUUACUGCCCACAAGAAUUUCCAGCAGGAAAUCCAAACAUAAAAUGUACCGUCGAACGAACAGUCAUUGAUUGUAGAACCGAAGGCUGUGGAAAUGGAGCUGAAUGUAUACGUGAAGGUACUGCCUUUGUUUGUCGAUGCCAAAACGACAUUGAAUGUACAAGUGACUUGGACUGUUCAAAUAAUAAAGCAUGCAUUGGGCUACAAUGCAUUGAUCCAUGUACAUUACGGGGGGCUUGUGGAGAGAACGCCUUAUGUAAAACAGUAUUACAUAAACCGCGCUGUUCGUGCCCGCAAUGUUAUGUGGGAAUGCCACAUUUGUCAUGUCGAAUUGAUCCACAAUGUGAAACAACACAACCAAGACCUUUAAUACCCGUUCCAUGUUCAACGGAUGCAGAUUGUUCAUCUAGUUUAUCCUGUAAUAAAGCUACAGGAAAUUGUCAAGAUCCAUGUAAAUUUGAGAACUAUAGCUGUAAAGGCAACAAACGUUGCGAAGUUCGUAAUCAUAGACCAGUCUGUGUAUGUAAAUCAGGCUUUAUUGUCAAUGAAUUAGGUGAAUUAACAUGUGCACCUUCUGAUAAAGAAUGUUCACGUGAUUCCGAUUGUGCAUCAAGUCUUGCAUGUAUUGAAGGCAAGUGUUUAAACCCAUGUACUGCUCGGCCAAACUCUCCAUGCCCUCCUAAUAAGACAUGCGACGUACUAGACCACAAAGCCAUUUGCAUAUGUAUGCGCGACUGCCAUCCUUCCUUGUCCAUUUGCCUGAGAGAUAGCGGCUGCCCAUCACACCUUGCGUGCCGAGAUUUCAGCUGUGUGGAUCCAUGUGAAGACAAUACCUGCCCAACUGAUACUCCAUGCUACGUUGAAGACCACAAGGCUAUCUGCAAGUUUUGUCCUCCAGGCUUCGUGCCAGAUCCAAAAUAUGGCUGCCUUAAAGAUUUAGAAUGCUACGCUCACACUGAUUGCCCAACAUCACUUGCUUGCAUAUCAGGAUUCUGUAGAAAUCCAUGCACGGUUGCAAGUCCAUGCAAUGAUCCACAGCAAGAUUGUCAAGUUUUAGAUCACCAACCUGUUUGUGUUAAGGUAACCGGCUGUGAACAUUGCCCACCAGGGGUCCGUUGUGACCCCACGACUGGUGCUUGCAUCAAAGUCAACCAAACAGAUACAGAUAUGGGCUCAACCACUACUCCCACAGAAUCUACAACUAACACUAUUACUGAUAAACUUACCACUUUAACAGAUAUUUUGACUACAACACUUUCAUCACUAACAGACACUACUACUUAUAAAGCAAAUGACAUUACCACUUUAAGUACACAAACUGAAGAGGGUAUUGUUACCUCUGGAACGAGCAUUAUUGAUGAGAGUACUACCGUCCAAGUUACACCCCUUCCAAUUGAAACUACAACUGUUCAAAGAUCAGAUACAGAGAAUGAACAGGGAAGUACUACUGCUGGUGUAGAAUUUGAAACAAAACAAACACCGGAAUAUUUAACUACGAUUUCAUCGAAAACUACGACGAAAAACAUUUCACCUGAAACAACAACGGAAUUCGGUGAAACAACAAUUCAAGAUAUUGUGUCAAUAUCAACCACAUUAUCCUCCAAACCAGAAACAAGUACUUCCAUAAUUGAAACAACAACUGAAGAAAAGAUUACAGAAAAUAUUGAAACGACGGUAAGCCAAAUUAUAUCACAAGGAACAACCACACAGAGUACUGUGACAUUGUCUAGUUUGCCAUCGGCUGAGGUAAGUACGACAGCUGGUAUGGAAACUUCAGCUAUGACAACGGAGGAGAACCAAACUCCAACAACACCAAUUUCCACCGAAAGUCAAAUUGAUACGACUACAGAAGUAACCGUUGAUGUACGUUUCGAUGAUAAACCUACAACUACAGAAACAAUAUCUGAAACUUCUUCAGUUAAAAACGAAAUUACAACGGAAAAACAAAUUGAAAUUAGCUCUUUAACGCCAGCAGUACCCAAUUUAUAUACUGAUGCUACUACUGAAACUCAUUUAACUGAAACUAAUGUACCAGAUGAAAAAACAACGAUAAAUACUAUUUCAGAUCAAACAACUGAGUCUGAAAUAAUCACCGAAAAUAUAAAAGACGUACCAUUCACAGAAAUAUCAACCACAACUUUAUUUGAAAGUACGACUUCAUCUUCAGGUACAUCUCCAGGUUUCACAAAUCAAACAAGAAAUCAAGUAACUACUAUGCCAACUUUGGUUACUACGAUUUCAAACACUGAAAUAAUCACCGAGUCACAAACUAUAACACAAGCACAUACAACUCCUUCUGUGUAUAGUCCUGAGACUACAGUUUCUGGUAUUAUCACUGCACCAUCCUCAGAAAUAACAAAUGAAAAUCCGGAAAUCACAACCAAGAUGGUUCUAAUUACCGAAAUAAACACUGAAUCGCAAACUUCAACGCAGGCACAAACAAUCACUUCUACAGCCGGCCCAUCUGAAAAUACCGAUUUCGGUAUUAUAACUACAACGACCUCUAUAGAUCAAGAAUUGACUACAAAAUUGAGUCCAGCCACUGAAAUAAACACUGAACCACAAACUACAACACAAUCUCAAAAAAUUACAACAGUUGAGGUACCUGAAAUUACUGACUCUAGUAUUAUCACUACAACCGAGGGAAUAAAAAAAAGUCAUGAAACUACAACGGAAUUUGAAAUUGAACAAACUACAAAUGUAGAAACGCAGUCUCCAACAACUACUGUGAGAAGUUCACCUGAGACUACAAUCUCUGAUAUUGUUAGUACAACAAACGUACACAAAGAAGAUCAAGAAUUUACCACGAAGAUAAUUACUGAACAAACGCCAAUUACAGAACUUUCUGAACCCUCAACGACUGAAUCGAAAAUAUUAACUACAAGUCAACAGAUGUCACCAGAUAUAACAACAUUUGGAGCAUCAUCAGAAUUGACAACAACUGAAACUGCUGAAACACCUACAGAAAAAGUCAUUGAAAGAACAACAGAAAGUGUUGUUGUAACUACUGAAACGACUGAAUUCACAACCGAAUCUGAAAAGAAAUUACCUACCACUUCCCAAUUACCUUUUGAAAGCGAUCGUGGGACUACAAACAUACCAGAAAUACAAACUGAUUUAUCCACAACAGAGAGUUUCACCGAAACAGUUCCAUUUACUUCACAGCCUACAACUCCUGGCAAUUUCGGUGAAGCUACAACUAAGAGAAUAACUGAAAUUACUACAUCAUCAAAUGAUAUAACCACUCGUUUAGAUAUAUUUGAUGCAACUACCAUAUCUACAAAUGGAAGUGGAGAUGUUACAACAGAAGCAAUUGAUAUUUUAACAAACGGUUUUGAAGAGGAUACAACGCAAGUAAGCACGGAAGGCUUUACCGAUUCUACAACUAUUGGCAGUAUUGAUACAACAACUAAAUUUAGUCCUGACAUAUCAACACUCACAACAGACUUUAAUGACAUAACUACAACAUUGUCAGACAUAACCACACCGACAAUACUAAUUGAAUCUACAUCUUUUGUAAAUAAUAUUUCUACUCCCUAUAACAAAUCUUCUUGUAAAUUAGACACUGACUGUUACUAUGAUGAAAUAUGUCACAAUUCAAUUUGCGUAAAUCCCUGUAUACCAGAUCAAGGAAUACGCAUUAUGUGUGCAUAUAAUGCCCAUUGUUCUGUAUCGAAUCACACUGCAAUAUGUAUAUGUCCACCUGGAUAUUCUGGUGACGCCUACAAGGAUUGUCUGCAAGAGCCUGGUAUGGGUAAGGUACCCGAUCCAUGCCAAUCGGAUUCAGAUUGUAUAAGUUCCGAGGCAUGUUACAUGUCCGAAUGUCAGAAUCCAUGUGAAUUUGCCAAUGCGUGUGCACCAACAGCUAAAUGUCAAGCCAAGAUGCAUAGACCAAUAUGUACAUGCCCAAUGGGUUUUGAGGGUAACCCAGCAGUAAAAUGUUACAAAUCACAACCAUUGACAUGUAUAACAAAUGAUGACUGUCCAAUAACGGAAGCAUGUAUUGAUCGAUCAUGCCAACGGCCAUGUGAUGUCCAUAAUCCGUGUGCCCAAAAUGCUGUUUGUAUCAAUACAAAUCAUGGUUCCGAUUGUAGCUGUGCUGAAGGGUAUCAAGGAAAUGGUUAUAUUGGAUGUGUUCCAGUACACAACUAUCAACCUGUGUGUCAAUAUAACGAAGAUUGUCCGCCUGAUAAAUUGUGUGAUCGAUUAAACCGUAUUUGUAUCAGUCCAUGUUUCGAAGAUUCUUGUGGGGAUAACGCACAUUGUUUACCUGAAAAUCACGAACCAGUUUGCGAAUGUGAUGGUGGAUAUUUAGGAAAUCCAUACGUUAGCUGUGCAAGAGUUCAAGGAUGUCGAAGUGAUUCAGAAUGUCAAACGUUUGAAGCUUGUAUAAAUGGAAAAUGUGAAUCACCUUGUUCUUGUGGAUUCAAUGCAGUUUGUGACGUAGUAAAUCAUCGAGCACAAUGUAAAUGUCUACCAGGAUAUGAAGGAAACCCUUUGAGUGGAUGUAUACCUCCAACAAAUCCAUGUGAACCAAAUCCUUGUGGUAUUAAUGCUCUAUGCGAAUUAGACAACGGAAAUCCAAUCUGUUACUGUCCAAAAGGAAUGACAGGAAAUCCAUUCAAAAAUUGCAUUCCCGAAGGUGAUGAAUGUAGACCAAACACAUGUGGACCUAAUUCAGGCUGUAGAGUAGUAAACGGUGUUAAACGUUGUUUCUGUUUACCAGAAUAUGAAGGAAGUCCACCUGGAAGUCCAUGCCGAUUGCCUGAAAAUCCUUGCGAUCCUUCACCAUGUGGACCAAAUACACAGUGCAAUAUUUUAUCGAAUGGAUUCGCCAAAUGUACAUGUUUACCUGGAUACUUAGAAAGUCCUAAUACAAUUAGAGGAUGCAUUCAACAACGUAAUCCUUGUGAUCCAAGCCCUUGCGGUAAAGGAGCAUUGUGCGAUCCGAAUAAAAGCCCAGUAUGCUAUUGUCCAGAAUAUACAGUCGGAAAUCCAUUUAGAAGUUGUGCAGCCAGUGUAAUACCUGUACUUUGUCAACCAGGUCCAUGUGGAAUUAAUGCUGACUGUUAUGUUGUAAACAAUCAAGAAAAAUGUUAUUGCAGGCCAGGUCAUAUUGGGGAUGCAUAUUCCGGUUGUAUACUUCAACCCUUAUCGCCUUGUUCGCCAAAUCCUUGCGGGCCUGGUGCCAUCUGUAGCGUAAAUGCUCAAGGGCAUUCUUUAUGUCAAUGUCCAACAGGAUUGCUUGGUGAUCCAACAGGACCAGAAGGCUGUUUAAGAUUGGAAUGUCAAACUGAUGAUGAUUGCUCAGACAAACAAUCCUGUAUCAGGUACCGUUGCCAAAAUCCAUGCCCCGGAUCAUGCGGUGCAAAUGCACAUUGUCGAGUAGAAAAGCAUCAUCCUGUAUGUACUUGCGCUCAUGGUUUCACUGGAAAUCCAAUUUUAAGCUGCUUUGCUGUACCAGCACCUAUUCCCGAAGACAAUCCAUGUUGGCCUAGCCCCUGUGGUUUAAAUACACUAUGCCGUGUGAUGUUAGGCCGUGCAGUUUGCUCUUGUUUGCCAGAAUUUUAUGGAGAUCCUCAAAUUGGAUGUAAACCAGAAUGUACCGUUAACUCAGAUUGUCCAGCUAACCAAGUAUGUUUAGAUAGACAUUGCAAAGAUCCAUGCGCUGGAGGAAACGUCUGUGGCAUAAAUGCUAUUUGCUCCUGCCAAUAUCAUACAAUUUUAUGUAGCUGUCCAGAAGGUUAUAUGGGCAACCCAUUCACACAAUGUACAAUAAUUACACAAGACAUGAACAUUACUCAACCUUGUUCAACAUCGCAAUGUGGACCUCAUUCAGAAUGCAGCAUUUAUGGACCGCAUGUUACAAUUUGUGAUCCAUGCUCAUAUCCAAACAAUUUAUAUAAUCCACAAUGUCGACCAGAAUGUAUAAUUAAUUCAGAUUGUCCAUUUAAUAAUGCAUGUUUCAAUCACAAGUGUGUAGACCCAUGCCCAGGAUCAUGCGGUGUUGAUGCCAUAUGUGUGGCUGUCAAUCACGUUCCUAUUUGUUCUUGUCCUUCAGGACUAGUUGGUAAUCCAUUUGAACAUUGUUCUAUUCCACAAACUCCACAGCAAAUUCCAGAAACUUGUAACAGCGUUCAAUGCGGAGCAAAUGCAUAUUGUUCUCAAAAACAAGGUGUAUUAGCAUGUACCUGUAAAGAAGGAUUCUAUGGUAAUCCCUUAGUAGGUUGUCAUCCAGAGUGUGUGAUAAACAAUGAUUGUCCAAUGAAUAAAGCAUGUAUCAAUAAUAAAUGUGAAAAUCCAUGCAUUGGAGUUUGUGGUGUACGCGCAACUUGUGAAGUUAUAAAUCAUUUACCAGUAUGCUAUUGUCAAAAUAAAUAUAUUGGGGAUCCAUUUAUUUCUUGUAAUCCACAUUACUUACCACCUGCUCCAGGAUCACAUCUAAAUCCUUGCGAUCCAUCGCCAUGUGGACCAAACAGUAGAUGUUUGGUUACCAAUAAUAAUUUUGCUAGUUGUUCAUGUUUACCGGGAUAUGGAGGUCUACCUCCAUACUGUAUGCCAGAAUGCUUGUUAAGCUCAGAUUGCUUACAAACACAAGCUUGUGUGAAUCAAAAAUGUAUAGAUCCAUGUCCGGGAACAUGUGGAAUUGGAGCACGAUGUGUUGUCAUCAAUCAUAAUCCAAUAUGUAGUUGUCCUGCUGGCCAAAUAGGAGAUCCAUUUUCAAGCUGCCAAGCACCAUCAACUGAUGUUGAAAUGCCAAAGAAUCCUGAAAACCCUUGUUCACCAUCACCAUGUGGACCAAAUUCCAUUUGUCAAGUUAAACAAAACAGGCCUAUUUGUUCAUGUCAAGCUAAUUACAUAGGAAGUCCGCCAUAUUGUCGGCCAGAAUGUGUUAUAAGUCAAGAAUGUUCGCCGGACAAAUCUUGCAUCAACGAAAAAUGCCAAAAUCCAUGUGCAAAUAAUUGUGGACCUAAUGCAGAAUGCCACGUUGUAAAUCAUACACCUUUCUGUAGUUGUGCAACAGGAUAUGAAGGAGAUGCUUUUAUUGGUUGUUCAAAAAUACCACAAAGGCCUGCAUUGCCUGAUAAUCCAUGUGUGCCAUCACCAUGUGGCGAAAAUACACAAUGUACGAAUAGGAAUGGAGUUGCCGUAUGUACCUGUAUACCACCAUAUCUAGGAAAUCCCUAUGGAAGUGGUUGUAGACCAGAAUGUAUUGGAAAUUCAGAUUGUCCUAGUCAUUUAUCAUGUAUUUCACAACAUUGUCGCGAUCCUUGCCCAGGAUUAUGUGGCGUUAAUGCUGAAUGUAGUGUUAUAAAUCACAUUCCUGUAUGUACUUGUUUACCUGGGUAUAGUGGCGAUCCAUUCCAAUCGUGUCGUUUUGAACCACUACCAACGCUUCCACCUUUGAAUCCAUGCGAUCCAUCACCAUGUGGGCCCAACAGUUUAUGCCGUGUUGUUCAAGGCCAUGCAGUGUGUUCUUGCCAGGCUGGAUAUUUGGGUAACCCACCAAGUUGUCGCCCAGAGUGCGUGGUUAGUUCAGAAUGUGCAAAUCAUCAAGCUUGCAUCGGACAAAAGUGUACUGAUCCAUGCUUAGGAACAUGCGGUUUAAAUGCCAAGUGCCAAGUGAUAAACCAUAAUCCAAUAUGUAGUUGCCCACCAGGAUACGAAGGCGAUCCAUUUAUUUCUUGUACUCGUGAAUCACCAAAAGUGCCAUUAAAUCCUUGUUUACCAUCACCGUGUGGACCGAACUCAGAGUGUAAAGUUUUGCAAUCGCGACCGGUAUGCUCUUGUUUACCAGGAAUGCUCGGUGUUGCUCCAAAUUGUAGACCUCAAUGUACAAUUAAUCAGGACUGUCCUUCACAUUUAGCUUGUGUUAAUAAUAAGUGUCGUGAUCCAUGUGCCGGUGCUUGUGGAUUUAAUACACAAUGUGAUGCUCAAAACCAUCGCCCCGUAUGCAGAUGUUUACCUGGUUUCGAAGGUGAUCCAUUCUCAUCAUGCAACGAAAUUCAAGUUGCUGUAGAUCUACCUCGAGACCCAUGUUAUCCUUCACCCUGUGGAAUAAAUGCUUUUUGUAAAGUACAUAAUCACAGAGGCUUGUGUAAUUGUAUUCCGGAGUAUUUUGGUGAUCCGUAUGUAGAAUGUAGACCCGAAUGUGUGAUGAAUUCUGAUUGUCCAUAUAAUAAAGCAUGUAUAAAUAAUAAAUGCCAAGAUCCAUGUUAUGGCGCUUGUGGAUUGAACGCUGAAUGUCAAGUUAUAAAUCAUUAUCCUAAAUGUAUAUGUCCAAUUGGUCAAACUGGAAAUCCAUUAAUUGCUUGUCACCAACCACAACCACCUAGUGAGUCACACACUCCUAUCGACCCAUGUUCGCCAUCACCCUGCGGACCAUUUAGUCUAUGCCGUGUGUAUAAUAGUAUUGCUGUAUGUUCAUGUCAAGCUGAUAGCAUAGGUUCUCCACCUCAAUGUCGGCCAGAAUGUGUAUCAAAUUCUGAUUGUCGUUUAGACAAUGCAUGCAUAAAUCGGAAAUGUGUUAAUCCAUGUACAGGUGCUUGUGGAAUAAAUACAAUAUGCAGAACAGUAAUGCAUAAUCCACUAUGUAUCUGUAAAUCCGGUUUUAUAGGAGAUCCAUUAAGUCAAUGCGUUGAAGACGAAAAACGACCAAUUGAAUUCGAAGAAAAACAAAAUCCUUGCGUACCGUCACCAUGUGGUCCAUAUUCCAUGUGUCAAGUAAUUCAAAACCAAGCUUCUUGUUCAUGUUUGAUCAAUUAUAUUGGAUAUCCACCAAAUUGUAGACCUGAAUGCACAGUAAAUAGUGACUGCUUCAUGAAUCUUGCAUGCCAAAACAAACGCUGUAUAGAUCCUUGCCCAGGGUCAUGUGGUUUGCAUGCUAUUUGUAAUGUUAUUGCACACAUACCAAUUUGCACAUGUAAAACUGGAUACACUGGGGAUCCAUUUAAAGGAUGCGUACAAGAAAUAUUGCGCCCUAUUGAAAUUCCACAAGACCCUUGUAAUCCUUCACCGUGUGGGUCAAACUCUAUAUGUAAACAAAGAAACGGAGCGGGUUCAUGCUCUUGUUUACCUGAAUACUAUGGUGAUCCAUAUGUUGGUUGCCGUCCAGAAUGUGUUGUUAAUUCGGACUGUUCAAGAGACAGAUCAUGCAUCAAUAAUAAAUGUGUAAACCCAUGUCCAGGAACCUGUGGGUUAAAUGCCGAAUGUUAUAUAAGCAAUCAUGCUCCUAUAUGUUCAUGUAUACCAGGUUAUUCUGGAAAUCCAGCUAUUGCAUGUCAUCCUCCACCACCUAUUCAACAAAUUCCAAUAAAUCCAUGUCAACCAUCACCAUGUGGACCAAAUAGUAAUUGUCGAGUUGUAAACGGACAUGGAGUCUGUUCAUGUAAGCCUGGAUACUUAGGUACACCUCCAGUAUGUCGACCUGAAUGUAUGGUCAGCACAGAUUGUUCUCAGGAUAAAACUUGUAUUAAUCAAAAAUGUGUAGACCCAUGUCCAGGAACUUGUGGCUUAAAUGCUCGUUGUCAAAUUGUUAAUCAUAAUCCAAUCUGUAGUUGCCAAAAUGGAUAUACAGGAGAUCCAUUCAUUCAAUGUUAUUUAGAACCAAAACGACCUGUUCCUGAUAUUGAAAAUAAAAACCCUUGUUUACCUUCACCAUGUGGUCCAAAUUCACAAUGCCGUGUUAUUGGCAAUUCGCCUGCAUGUUCUUGUCUCCCAAAUUAUAUAGGACGAGCACCAAAUUGUAGACCCGAAUGUAUUAUAAACGAAGAAUGUCCUAGUAAUUUAGCAUGUCAACAUGAAAAAUGUGUCGACCCAUGUCCUGGAUCGUGUGGUAUUUUUGCUGUUUGCGUUGUUAUAAAACACAAACCAUUAUGUACAUGUCAGUCGGGUUAUACCGGAGACCCAUUUACGAAAUGUUCAUUAAUUCAAAUCGAGGCACCCAUUGAUCCAUGUUCUCCAUCACCAUGUGGAGCUAAUGCAAUCUGUAGAGAACGUAAUGGAGCUGGAUCAUGUACUUGUAUUUCUGAACAUUAUGGUGAUCCUUAUACGGGUUGUCGCCCAGAAUGCGUAGUUAAUAGCGAUUGUGAUCGGGAAAGAGCAUGUGUAAAUCAUAAAUGUACAAAUCCAUGUCCUGGUACUUGUGGAAUCAACGCUGAAUGCAGAGUCAUUAAUCAUGCUCCAUCAUGCUCCUGUUUAUUAGGAUAUACAGGAAAUCCAAUUUCUGCUUGUCAACUUAUACCUCCUAUUGAACAAAUUCCAAUAGACCCAUGCCAACCAUCACCAUGUGGCGCAAAUAGUAUUUGUCGGGUUGUAAAUGAGCACGGCGUUUGCUCAUGUAAAGUGGGUUAUAUAGGGGUACCUCCAAAUUGUCGACCAGAAUGUAUGGUUAGCACAGAUUGUGCACAAGAUAAAACUUGUAUUAAUCAAAAAUGUCGCGAUCCAUGUCCGGGUACAUGUGGUUUAAAUGCUCGAUGUCAAGUUGUCAAUCAUAAUCCAAUUUGUAGCUGCCAAACUGGAUAUACUGGUGAUCCAUUCAAUCGUUGCAUUAAACAAGAACAACCUGUAAUUGAAGAACGGCCUAAUUUAAAUCCUUGUGUUCCGUCACCAUGCGGACCUAAUUCACAAUGUCGUGACGUCGGCGGUAUUGCAGCAUGUUCUUGUUUGAAUAAUUAUAUUGGCAAGGCUCCCAAUUGUAGACCUGAAUGUACAAUUAAUGAAGAAUGUCCAAAUAAUUUGGCCUGCCAAAAUGAAAGAUGUAAAGAUCCAUGUCCAGGCUCUUGUGGACAAUUUGCUACUUGUGUAGUUGUAAAACAUUCUCCGGUGUGUUCUUGUGAAAUAGGCUAUACUGGAGAUCCGUUUUCUGGUUGUAUUCAAAUAAUACAAAAUUAUCCUGUAGAACAUUUAAAUCCAUGUAAUCCUUCACCAUGUGGCGCUAAUGCAUUAUGUAAAGAGAAAAAUGGUGCUGGCAGUUGCACAUGUCUACCAGAAUAUUUUGGAGAUCCGUAUACUGGAUGCCGACCAGAAUGUGUAACAAACACUGACUGUAGUAGAGAUAAAGCCUGUGUUAAUAACAAAUGUCGAGAUCCCUGUCCAGGAAUUUGUGGCAUUAAUGCUGAAUGUAGAGUUAAUAACCAUGCGCCAUCUUGUAUUUGUUUACUAGGAUAUACAGGAAAUCCUACUUCUGCAUGUUCAAUUAUACCUAUCACUCCAACGCCACCAAUUGAUCCAUGUCAACCAUCGCCAUGUGGCCCUAAUAGUCUAUGUCGGGUAGUUAAUGAUCAUGGAGUAUGCUCUUGUAAAAGUGGUUAUAUUGGAUCACCGCCAAAUUGUCGGCCAGAAUGUAUGGUCAGUACAGACUGUGCACAAGACAAAGCAUGUAUCAAUCAAAAAUGUCAAGAUCCAUGUCCUGGUACUUGUGGCCUGAAUGCACGUUGUCAAAUCAUAAAUCAUAAUCCAAUAUGUAGUUGUAUCGCUGGUUUUACUGGCGAUCCAUUUAUUCGUUGCAUUAAACAAGAAAUACCACCUUCAUCAGAUCAAAAAGAAAAUCAAAAUCCUUGCAUUCCAUCACCAUGUGGUCCGAAUUCUCAAUGUCGUGUAGUAGGCAAAAACCCAGCCUGCUCUUGUCUUCCUAAUUACAUAGGGCGUGCACCAAAUUGUCGACCUGAAUGUACUAUAAAUGAAGAAUGUGCAGGAAAUUUAGCUUGUAUAAAUGAAAGAUGUAAAGAUCCUUGUCCAGGUUCUUGUGGUGUAAAUGCUUUUUGUAUUGUUGUUAAACAUAACCCUAUAUGUCAAUGUAAUUCAGGAUUUACAGGAGAUCCAUUUAAUGGAUGUAGCAUUCAGCAACAAUUACCUUCACCAACUGAGGGACCUAUAGAUCCAUGUAAUCCCUCACCUUGUGGAGCUAAUGCUAUAUGUAAAGAACGAAAUGGAGCUGGUUCUUGUGCAUGUUUAACCGAAUACUUUGGAGACCCAUACACAGGUUGUCGACCAGAAUGUGUAAUUAAUUCCGAUUGUGAUCGUAAUAAGGCAUGUGUAAAUAAUAAGUGUAAAGACCCAUGUCCGGGCACUUGUGGACUGAAUGCAGAAUGCCGCGUUGUUAAUCAUUCACCAAGUUGUAGUUGUAUAGAAGGGUAUUCUGGUGAUCCACUUUCUCUCUGCACUCUUGUUCAACCUGUAAUUGAAGAACCAACCAAUCCUUGUUCACCUUCACCAUGUGGGCCAAAUAGCCAAUGUCGUGAAGUGAACAACCAUGCAGUUUGUUCAUGUCAAGUGGGAUAUAUUGGUACCCCACCUAUGUGUCGACCAGAGUGUGUAGUCAGUUCUGAAUGCACUCAAGACAAAGCCUGUAUAAACCAAAAGUGUAAUGAUCCUUGCCCCGGAACUUGUGGUAUUAAUGCACGAUGUCAAGUAGUAAAUCAUAAUCCUAUAUGUAGUUGCACUUCUGGUUAUACUGGAGAUCCUUUUAUUCGUUGCUCUAAAGAAGAUCCUUGUGUACCAACUCCUUGUGGGCCUAAUUCACAAUGCCGAGCUAUUGGGUCUCAACCUGCAUGUUCAUGUUUGUCAAAUUAUAUUGGUGCUCCACCAAAUUGUAGACCUGAGUGUACUUUGAAUGCAGAAUGUUCCAAUAAUUUAGCAUGCCAAAAUGAAAGGUGCAUUGAUCCUUGCCCAGGUUCAUGUGGAAUCAAUGCACAAUGUGUAGUAAUUAAUCACAAUGUUGUUUGUACUUGCAUACAAGGAUUCAUUGGUGAUCCUUUAUCGCAAUGUAAUCUAGCUCCUAUAGCAACAACGGAACGGUCUCCCGCUACUCCAUGUGUCCCAUCACCUUGUGGACCAAACGCAGAAUGCAGAGAACGAAAUGGUGCUGGAGCAUGUGUAUGUUCUCCAGGGUUCUUUGGAGAUCCUUAUGAUAGCAAUCAAGGUUGUCGUCGUGAAUGCGAAGAAAAUAAAGAUUGCAAUGCUCUAUUAGCUUGUAUUGGCUAUAAGUGUAUCGAUCCAUGUGCAGGAACAUGUGGAACAUAUGCAUUAUGUAGUGUAGAAAAUCAUAUUCCAAUAUGCUCAUGUCCAACAGGUUUUACUGGAGAUCCAUUUGUUCAAUGUAGAGAAAUACCUGUUACAGAACCACCAAGGCAGCCAAUUAAUCCAUGUGAUCCAUCGCCGUGUGGACCAAAUAGCAAAUGCCGAGUAUUAAACGAACAAGCAAUUUGUUCAUGCAAAGAAAAUUAUAUAGGUACUCCACCACAAUGUCGACCUGAAUGUGUUGUCAGCACAGAGUGUAGCUCGAACAAGGCUUGUAUAAAUCAAAAAUGUAACGAUCCAUGUCCAAAUACCUGCGGAAUUGGAGCUCAAUGCAGUGUACGAAAUCACAAUCCAAUAUGUGCUUGCAUGGCAGGUUAUACAGGAGAUCCUUUCGUACGUUGCUCACAAAUACCUGAAAUACCCACAAGCACAGAACGUGCACCAUCAUGCUCACCAUCACCGUGUGGACCUAACUCUCAAUGUCAAAUGAUUGGAGGAAAUCCGGCAUGUACAUGUCUAGUCGAUUACAUUGGAACCCCUCCAAAUUGUAGACCUGAAUGUACAUUGAGUUCAGAAUGUUCAAGCCAACAAGCAUGUAUUAGAUUGAAAUGUAGAGAUCCUUGUCCUGGUUCUUGUGGUUAUAACGCAAAUUGUCAUGUAUUAAACCAUAUACCAGUUUGUACUUGUAAUGAAGGAUAUACUGGAGAUCCAUUUACUCAAUGUAGCGCUAUUCCACCAAGUACACAGGCACCAGUAUACACAGAUCCUUGUGAUCCAUCGCCUUGCGGCUCAAACGCUGUUUGUAAUAAUGGAGUAUGUACAUGCUUACCAGAAUAUAAUGGAAAUCCUUAUGAAUCAUGUCGUCCAGAAUGUGUUGUAAAUCCAGAAUGCUCACGUGACAAGGCGUGUUUACGUAAUAAAUGUUUAGAUCCUUGUCCUGGAACAUGCGGUCAAAAUGCAGAAUGUGAUGUCAUCAAUCAUAUUCCAGUAUGCUCCUGUCCAAAGGGCUAUACCGGUGAUCCAUUUACACUUUGUAGGGUAAUUGAACAAAUUCCACAGAGUAAACGUGAUCCAUGUAAUCCUUCCCCAUGUGGACCAAAUAGUCAAUGUAGAAGUGUUGACGAUCAUGCAGUAUGUUCAUGUGUAGAUGGAUUUUUGGGAGUUCCACCUUCAUGCAAACCUGAAUGCAUCGUUAGCAGCGAGUGCUUACCUACACAAGCUUGUGUUAAUAAGAAAUGUAUUGAUCCAUGCGCUGGAUCAUGUGGUUUCGGAGCAAGAUGUGAAGUAAUCAAUCAUAGUCCAAUUUGUAGUUGCUCAGAAGGACAAACAGGAGAUCCAUUCCAAAGUUGCUACGAUGUACCAAUUACGCCACCACCACCGAAACACGAACCUCAAGAUCCAUGUGUACCAUCCCCGUGUGGCCCGAACUCGAUAUGCCGGAAUAUAGGAGAUAGUCCAUCUUGUAGAUGUUUGGAAAGUUACAUAGGUGAACCACCAAAUUGUAGACCUGAGUGUGUUAUUAAUCCUGACUGCCCUAGUAAUCAAGCUUGCAUAAACAAUAAAUGUCGAGACCCAUGUCCAGGUUCCUGUGGUGCAAAUGCAGAAUGUAAGGUCAUUAGCCAUGCAGUUAUAUGUACGUGCCCAACAGGCUAUAAUGGCGAUCCAUUCACACAAUGUAUCAUACAACCACAAAUUCCACCUAAUCCUUGUGAACCAUCUCCAUGUGGGGCUAACGCAGAAUGCAAACAAAGAAAUGGAGCCGGAUCAUGCUCUUGCAUUGAUGAGUAUGUAGGAAAUCCUUACGAAGGUUGUAGACCAGAAUGUGUUUUAAGUUCAGAUUGCCCAACACACCAAGCGUGUAUAAGAAAUAAAUGCCAAGACCCAUGUCCUGGAGUAUGCGGUAGCCAAGCACAGUGUCAAGUUGUUAAUCACAUUCCAACUUGCACAUGUUUAUCUGGAUAUGAAGGAAAUCCAUUCAUUGAAUGUCAUAUUCGACCACCAAUUCAAGUAACAGAAGCUACAGUUGCAGAUCCAUGCAGUCCUUCGCCUUGUGGUCCAAACAGUAUUUGUCAAACUGUAAACGAUCAAGCAGUUUGUACAUGCCAAAGAGAAUAUACAGGAUCUCCUCCAAAUUGUAGACCAGAAUGUGUUAUAAAUGAUGAAUGUCCUAAAAAUAGAGCAUGCCAUAAAUUUAAAUGUAGAAAUCCAUGUUCUGGAACUUGCGGAAUAGAAGCACGAUGUGAGGUUAUAAAUCACAAUCCAAUAUGUAGCUGUCCUCAAGGAACAACGGGUGAUCCAUUUAUCCGUUGUUACGAAAUGGUAGUAGAAAAACCAAAACCUCAGCAACCUAUUAAUCCAUGUAUUCCUUCACCAUGUGGACAAAAUUCUGAAUGUCGUGUAAUUGGAAACCAGGCGUCUUGCUCAUGUCGCCCCAAUUAUAUUGGAUCACCACCAUCUUGCCGACCAGAAUGCGUUGUUAACACAGACUGUUCACCCACGCAAGCAUGUAUAAAUGAAAAGUGUAAGGAUCCAUGUGUGGGAUCUUGUGGAUUCAACACAGAAUGUAGAGUCCAAAAUCAUAUACCGAUUUGUUCAUGUGUAGAAGGAUUUGAAGGUGAUCCAUUUGCGCAAUGCUCUAAGAAACAAGAACCAAUCCGCCCACCAACACAUCAAGAUCCUUGUUCACCGUCGCCUUGUGGUUCAAAUGCUUUAUGCGAUAAUGGUGCAUGUUCUUGUCAACCAAACUAUUUCGGCGAUCCAUAUAGAGGAUGUAGACCCGAAUGUGUUACCAAUAGUGAAUGUUCUCCAAAUAAAUCUUGUAUUAACUUGCGGUGUGUUGAUCCUUGUAUUGGAACUUGUGGCCAAGCAGCCCUAUGCAAUGUUAACAAUCAUAUUCCAACUUGUAGUUGCCCACCAGGCACAUCUGGCGAUCCAUUCACGGCAUGUAGACCAUUCAAAAUAGAAACACCGAAAGAUCCAUGCAGCCCAUCACCUUGCGGACCAAACAGUAUAUGUCGAAUUACAAAUGGAAUUGCAGUUUGUUCUUGUCAAACUGGAUUCAUUGGUAGCGCACCGACGUGUAGAGCAGAAUGUAUAGUCAGUGCUGAUUGCCCAAUGACAUUAGCUUGCUUGGGAAAUAAAUGCAAAGACCCAUGUCCUGGAACUUGUGGACCAAAUGCAAAAUGUCGUGUUGUAAACCACAAUCCCAUUUGCAGUUGUUCCAAUGGAUAUACUGGUGAUCCAUUUACAAGAUGCUAUGAAAUACCAAAACAACAAACACCACCCACAAAUGUGAAUCCUUGUGUACCUUCACCUUGUGGACCAAAUUCACAAUGUCAAGUUAGAGGUGAAAGUCCGGCUUGUACAUGUUUAUCGAAUUACAUUGGUGUUCCACCAAAUUGUAGACCAGAGUGUACUAUAAAUCCAGAGUGUAAUAGUAAUCUCGCGUGUAUGAACCAAAAGUGUGCCGAUCCAUGUCCAGGUUCUUGUGGCCCUAAUGCCCAGUGUGUUGUAGUGAAUCAUAAUGCAGUGUGUUCUUGUGUUGUGGGUUAUUCUGGCGAUCCAUUUAGUGGAUGCCGCAAAACGAAUUCUCCAGUUAUACAAGAGAGACCAACGCCUUGUGUACCUUCUCCAUGUGGAGCAAAUGCUAUAUGCCGUGAACAAAAUGGCGCCGGAUCUUGUACUUGUAUGGCAGACCAUAUUGGCAACCCGUAUGAGGGUUGUAGGCCAGAAUGCGUCCUUAAUUCAGAUUGUCCAUCAAAUCGUGCAUGUAUCAGACAAAAAUGCCAAGAUCCUUGUCCAGGAACAUGUGGACAAAAUGCAGAUUGCCAAGUAGUCAAUCAUUUACCAUCAUGUACAUGUCGUCAAGGAUAUACGGGAGAUCCUUUCCGUUAUUGCAAUAUUCAACCACCACAAUCUAUUGAACCAGAGCGUGGUAAUCCAUGUGUACCAACGCCGUGUGGACCCAAUAGUCAAUGUAGAGAAAUUAAUAACCAAGCAGUAUGCUCAUGUUUACCAACAUUUAUUGGCUCACCACCAGGAUGUCGACCUGAAUGUACUGUCAGUGCGGAAUGUCCCUUAAGUCAAGCUUGUAUGAAUCAAAAAUGUGUUGACCCAUGUCCAGGCCCUUGCGGUUUGAAUGCACAAUGCCAUGUUAUAAAUCACAGUCCAAUAUGCUCAUGUAAAUCAGGCCAUACUGGUGAUGCAUUCAGCAGAUGUUUCCCAAUACCACCACCGUCUCCACCUCCGGCUGCACCAAUAUACACAAAUCCAUGUUUGCCAUCGCCAUGCGGUCCAUAUUCUGAGUGUCGUGAUAUCGGUGGCACACCGUCAUGCUCUUGUUUAAGCAAUUAUAUUGGAAGUCCACCAAAUUGUCGUCCAGAGUGCACAAUAAAUCCUGAAUGUGCAAGUAAUCAAGCAUGUAUUCGUGAAAAAUGUCGUGACCCAUGCCCUGGAUCUUGUGGUGCAAAUGCUCAAUGCAGUGUUAUUAAUCAUACACCUGUUUGUACAUGCCCUGAAGGAUAUACUGGUGAUCCAUUCAGUAAUUGUUAUCCGAAACCGCCACCUCCACCUGAAGCAAUUGAGGUAGACCCUUGCAAUCCAUCACCUUGCGGUGCAAAUGCACAAUGUGAUAAUGGUGUUUGUACAUGCUUACCGGAAUAUCAAGGUGAUCCAUAUUCUGGAUGUAGACCUGAAUGUGUUCUUAGUUCGGAUUGCCCACGUGAUAAAGCUUGUAUACGAAAUAAAUGUACAAAUCCAUGCCCUGGCACUUGUGGACAAAAUGCACUAUGUGAUGUGGUUAAUCAUAUUCCAAUGUGCAGUUGCCCACCAGGUCAAACGGGCAAUGCAUUUGUACAAUGUCGACCAGUACCUGGUACGUCACCCGAAAUAAAACACCCUUGUAAUCCAAGUCCAUGUGGACCAAACAGUCAAUGUCGCGAAAUUAAUGGACAAGCUGUUUGUUCUUGUGUACCGGGAUAUAUUGGUAGUCCACCAACAUGUCGACCAGAGUGCGUUGUUAGUUCUGAAUGUGCUGCUAAUGAGGCAUGUAGCAAUCAAAAAUGUCGCGAUCCAUGUCCUGGUACAUGUGGCAUUGGUGCUAGAUGCGAAGUUGUAUAUCACAAUCCAAUUUGUAGUUGCCCACCAAGAUAUACUGGGGAUCCAUUUAUACGAUGCUCGCCAAUACCACCCGUGGAAAUACCAACAAACCCAUGCCAGCCAUCACCAUGUGGUCCUAAUGCUCAGUGUCAAGUUUCUGGUGAUUCGCCAUCUUGCUCAUGCCUACCAGAAUUUAUUGGUGCACCACCAAAUUGUAGACCGGAAUGUGUCAGUAACGGAGAAUGUUCUAGUCAAUUAGCAUGUAUUAAUCAAAAAUGUCGAGACCCAUGCCCCGGCUCUUGUGGUGCAAAUGCUGAAUGUCGUGUAGUUAGUCAUACACCAAAUUGUAUUUGUUUACCUGGCUAUUAUGGGGACCCAUUCACUGUUUGUAAUGUUCAAGAAAUACAAUCAUUGCCACAAGAAAGACCAACACCUUGUGUACCUUCUCCAUGUGGAGCAAAUGCUAUAUGCCGUGAACAAAAUGGCGCCGGAUCUUGUACUUGUAUGGCAGACCAUAUUGGCAACCCGUAUGAGGGUUGUAGGCCAGAAUGCGUCCUUAAUUCAGAUUGUCCAUCAAAUCGUGCAUGUAUCAGACAAAAAUGUCAAGAUCCUUGUCCAGGAACAUGUGGACAAAAUGCAGAUUGCCAAGUAGUCAAUCAUUUACCAUCAUGUACAUGUCGUCAAGGAUAUACGGGAGAUCCUUUCCGUUAUUGCAAUAUUCAACCACCACAAUCUAUUGAACCAGAGCGUGGUAAUCCAUGUGUACCAACGCCGUGUGGACCCAAUAGUCAAUGUAGAGAAAUUAAUAACCAAGCAGUAUGCUCAUGUUUACCAACAUUUAUUGGCUCACCACCAGGAUGUCGACCUGAAUGUACUGUCAGUGCGGAAUGUCCCUUAAGUCAAGCUUGUAUGAAUCAAAAAUGUGUUGACCCAUGUCCAGGCCCUUGCGGUUUGAAUGCACAAUGCCAUGUUAUAAAUCACAGUCCAAUAUGCUCAUGUAAAUCAGGCCAUACUGGUGAUGCAUUCAGCAGAUGUUUCCCAAUACCACCACCGUCUCCACCUCCGGCUGCACCAAUAUACACAAAUCCAUGUUUGCCAUCGCCAUGCGGUCCAUAUUCUGAGUGUCGUGAUAUCGGUGGCACACCGUCAUGCUCUUGUUUAAGCAAUUAUAUUGGAAGUCCACCAAAUUGUCGUCCAGAGUGCACAAUAAAUCCUGAAUGUGCAAGUAAUCAAGCAUGUAUUCGUGAAAAAUGUCGUGACCCAUGCCCUGGAUCUUGUGGUGCAAAUGCUCAAUGCAGUGUUAUUAAUCAUACACCUGUUUGUACAUGCCCUGAAGGAUAUACUGGUGAUCCAUUCAGUAAUUGUUAUCCGAAACCGCCACCUCCACCCGAAGCAAUUGAGGUAGACCCUUGCAAUCCAUCACCUUGCGGUGCAAAUGCACAAUGUGAUAAUGGUGUUUGUACAUGCUUACCGGAAUAUCAAGGUGAUCCAUAUUCUGGAUGUAGACCUGAAUGUGUUCUUAGUUCGGAUUGCCCACGUGAUAAAGCUUGUAUACGAAAUAAAUGUACAAAUCCAUGCCCUGGCACUUGUGGACAAAAUGCACUAUGUGAUGUGGUUAAUCAUAUUCCAAUGUGCAGUUGCCCACCAGGUCAAACGGGCAAUGCAUUUGUACAAUGUCGACCAGUACCUGCACCCGAAAUAAAACACCCUUGUAAUCCAAGUCCAUGUGGACCAAACAGUCAAUGUCGCGAAAUUAAUGGACAAGCUGUUUGUUCUUGUGUACCGGGAUAUAUUGGUAGUCCACCAACAUGUCGACCAGAGUGCGUUGUUAGUUCUGAAUGUGCUGCUAAUGAGGCAUGUAGCAAUCAAAAAUGUCGCGAUCCAUGUCCUGGUACAUGUGGCAUUGGUGCUAGAUGCGAAGUUGUAUAUCACAAUCCAAUUUGUAGUUGCCCACCAAGAUAUACUGGGGAUCCAUUUAUACGAUGCUCGCCAAUACCACCCGUGGAAAUACCAACAAACCCAUGCCAGCCAUCACCAUGUGGUCCUAAUGCUCAGUGUCAAGUUUCUGGUGAUUCGCCAUCUUGCUCAUGCCUACCAGAAUUUAUUGGUGCACCACCAAAUUGUAGACCGGAAUGUGUCAGUAACGGAGAAUGUUCUAGUCAAUUAGCAUGUAUUAAUCAAAAAUGUCGAGACCCAUGCCCCGGCUCUUGUGGUGCAAAUGCUGAAUGUCGUGUAGUUAGUCAUACACCAAAUUGUAUUUGUUUACCUGGCUAUUAUGGGGACCCAUUCACUGUUUGUAAUGUUCAAGAAAUACAAUCAUUGCCACAAGAAAGACCAACACCUUGUGUACCUUCUCCAUGUGGAGCAAAUGCUAUAUGCCGUGAACAAAAUGGCGCCGGAUCUUGUACUUGUAUGGCAGACCAUAUUGGCAACCCGUAUGAGGGUUGUAGGCCAGAAUGCGUCCUUAAUUCAGAUUGUCCAUCAAAUCGUGCAUGUAUCAGACAAAAAUGUCAAGAUCCUUGUCCAGGAACAUGUGGACAAAAUGCAGAUUGCCAAGUAGUCAAUCAUUUACCAUCAUGUACAUGUCGUCAAGGAUAUACGGGAGAUCCUUUCCGUUAUUGCAAUAUUCAACCACCACAAUCUAUUGAACCAGAGCGUGGUAAUCCAUGUGUACCAACGCCGUGUGGACCCAAUAGUCAAUGUAGAGAAAUUAAUAACCAAGCAGUAUGCUCAUGUUUACCAACAUUUAUUGGCUCACCACCAGGAUGUCGACCUGAAUGUACUGUCAGUGCGGAAUGUCCCUUAAGUCAAGCUUGUAUGAAUCAAAAAUGUGUUGACCCAUGUCCAGGCCCUUGCGGUUUGAAUGCACAAUGCCAUGUUAUAAAUCACAGUCCAAUAUGCUCAUGUAAAUCAGGCCAUACUGGUGAUGCAUUCAGCAGAUGUUUCCCAAUACCACCACCGUCUCCACCUCCGGCUGCACCAAUAUACACAAAUCCAUGUUUGCCAUCGCCAUGCGGUCCAUAUUCUGAGUGUCGUGAUAUCGGUGGCACACCGUCAUGCUCUUGUUUAAGCAAUUAUAUUGGAAGUCCACCAAAUUGUCGUCCAGAGUGCACAAUAAAUCCUGAAUGUGCAAGUAAUCAAGCAUGUAUUCGUGAAAAAUGUCGUGACCCAUGCCCUGGAUCUUGUGGUGCAAAUGCUCAAUGCAGUGUUAUUAAUCAUACACCUGUUUGUACAUGCCCUGAAGGAUAUACUGGUGAUCCAUUCAGUAAUUGUUAUCCGAAACCGCCACCUCCACGUAAGAUUGAAAUAUAAUAAAUAACUUUGCCUCUAGUAGACCCUUGCAAUCCAUCACCUUGCGGUGCAAAUGCACAAUGUGAUAAUGGUGUUUGUACAUGCUUACCGGAAUAUCAAGGUGAUCCAUAUUCUGGAUGUAGACCUGAAUGUGUUCUUAGUUCGGAUUGCCCACGUGAUAAAGCUUGUAUACGAAAUAAAUGUACAAAUCCAUGCCCUGGCACUUGUGGACAAAAUGCACUAUGUGAUGUGGUUAAUCAUAUUCCAAUGUGCAGUUGCCCACCAGGUCAAACGGGCAAUGCAUUUGUACAAUGUCGACCAGUACCUGCACCCGAAAUAAAACACCCUUGUAAUCCAAGUCCAUGUGGACCAAACAGUCAAUGUCGCGAAAUUAAUGGACAAGCUGUUUGUUCUUGUGUACCGGGAUAUAUUGGUAGUCCACCAACAUGUCGACCAGAGUGCGUUGUUAGUUCUGAAUGUGCUGCUAAUGAGGCAUGUAGCAAUCAAAAAUGUCGCGAUCCAUGUCCUGGUACAUGUGGCAUUGGUGCUAGAUGCGAAGUUGUAUAUCACAAUCCAAUUUGUAGUUGCCCACCAAGAUAUACUGGGGAUCCAUUUAUACGAUGCUCGCCAAUACCACCCGUGGAAAUACCAACAAACCCAUGCCAGCCAUCACCAUGUGGUCCUAAUGCUCAGUGUCAAGUUUCUGGUGAUUCGCCAUCUUGCUCAUGCCUACCAGAAUUUAUUGGUGCACCACCAAAUUGUAGACCGGAAUGUGUCAGUAACGGAGAAUGUUCUAGUCAAUUAGCAUGUAUUAAUCAAAAAUGUCGAGACCCAUGCCCCGGCUCUUGUGGUGCAAAUGCUGAAUGUCGUGUAGUUAGUCAUACACCAAAUUGUAUUUGUUUACCUGGCUAUUAUGGGGACCCAUUCACUGUUUGUAAUGUUCAAGAAAUACAAUCAUUGCCACAAGAAAGACCAACACCUUGUGUACCUUCUCCAUGUGGAGCAAAUGCUAUAUGCCGUGAACAAAAUGGCGCCGGAUCUUGUACUUGUAUGGCAGACCAUAUUGGCAACCCGUAUGAGGGUUGUAGGCCAGAAUGCGUCCUUAAUUCAGAUUGUCCAUCAAAUCGUGCAUGUAUCAGACAAAAAUGUCAAGAUCCUUGUCCAGGAACAUGUGGACAAAAUGCAGAUUGCCAAGUAGUCAAUCAUUUACCAUCAUGUACAUGUCGUCAAGGAUAUACGGGAGAUCCUUUCCGUUAUUGCAAUAUUCAACCACCACAAUAGCGUGGUAAUCCAUGUGUACCAACGCCGUGUGGACCCAAUAGUCAAUGUAGAGAAAUUAAUAACCAAGCAGUAUGCUCAUGUUUACCAACAUUUAUUGGCUCACCACCAGGAUGUCGACCUGAAUGUACUGUCAGUGCGGAAUGUCCCUUAAGUCAAGCUUGUAUGAAUCAAAAAUGUGUUGACCCAUGUCCAGGCCCUUGCGGUUUGAAUGCACAAUGCCAUGUUAUAAAUCACAGUCCAAUAUGCUCAUGUAAAUCAGGCCAUACUGGUGAUGCAUUCAGCAGAUGUUUCCCAAUACCACCACCGUCUCCACCUCCGGCUGCACCAAUAUACACAAAUCCAUGUUUGCCAUCGCCAUGCGGUCCAUAUUCUGAGUGUCGUGAUAUCGGUGGCACACCGUCAUGCUCUUGUUUAAGCAAUUAUAUUGGAAGUCCACCAAAUUGUCGUCCAGAGUGCACAAUAAAUCCUGAAUGUGCAAGUAAUCAAGCAUGUAUUCGUGAAAAAUGUCGUGACCCAUGCCCUGGAUCUUGUGGUGCAAAUGCUCAAUGCAGUGUUAUUAAUCAUACACCUGUUUGUACAUGCCCUGAAGGAUAUACUGGUGAUCCAUUCAGUAAUUGUUAUCCGAAACCGCCACCUCCACCUGAAGCAAUUGAGGUAGACCCUUGCAAUCCAUCACCUUGCGGUGCAAAUGCACAAUGUGAUAAUGGUGUUUGUACAUGCUUACCGGAAUAUCAAGGUGAUCCAUAUUCUGGAUGUAGACCUGAAUGUGUUCUUAGUUCGGAUUGCCCACGUGAUAAAGCUUGUAUACGAAAUAAAUGUACAAAUCCAUGCCCUGGCACUUGUGGACAAAAUGCACUAUGUGAUGUGGUUAAUCAUAUUCCAAUGUGCAGUUGCCCACCAGGUCAAACGGGCAAUGCAUUUGUACAAUGUCGACCAGUACCUGCACCCGAAAUAAAACACCCUUGCAAUCCAAGUCCAUGUGGACCAAACAGUCAAUGUCGCGAAAUUAAUGGACAAGCUGUUUGUUCUUGUGUACCGGGAUAUAUUGGUAGUCCACCAACAUGUCGACCAGAGUGCGUUGUUAGUUCUGAAUGUGCUGCUAAUGAGGCAUGUAGCAAUCAAAAAUGUCGCGAUCCAUGUCCUGGUACAUGUGGCAUUGGUGCUAGAUGCGAAGUUGUAUAUCACAAUCCAAUUUGUAGUUGCCCACCAAGAUAUACUGGGGAUCCAUUUAUACGAUGCUCGCCAAUACCACCCGUGGAAAUACCAACAAACCCAUGCCAGCCAUCACCAUGUGGUCCUAAUGCUCAGUGUCAAGUUUCUGGUGAUUCGCCAUCUUGCUCAUGCCUACCAGAAUUUAUUGGUGCACCACCAAAUUGUAGACCGGAAUGUGUCAGUAACGGAGAAUGUUCUAGUCAAUUAGCAUGUAUUAAUCAAAAAUGUCGAGACCCAUGCCCCGGCUCUUGUGGUGCAAAUGCUGAAUGUCGUGUAGUUAGUCAUACACCAAAUUGUAUUUGUUUACCUGGCUAUUAUGGGGACCCAUUCACUGUUUGUAAUGUUCAAGAAAUACAAUCAUUGCCACAAGAAAGACCAACACCUUGUGUACCUUCUCCAUGUGGAGCAAAUGCUAUAUGCCGUGAACAAAAUGGCGCCGGAUCUUGUACUUGUAUGGCAGACCAUAUUGGCAACCCGUAUGAGGGUUGUAGGCCAGAAUGCGUCCUUAAUUCAGAUUGUCCAUCAAAUCGUGCAUGUAUCAGACAAAAAUGUCAAGAUCCUUGUCCAGGAACAUGUGGACAAAAUGCAGAUUGCCAAGUAGUCAAUCAUUUACCAUCAUGUACAUGUCGUCAAGGAUAUACGGGAGAUCCUUUCCGUUAUUGCAAUAUUCAACCACCACAAUCUAUUGAACCAGAGCGUGGUAAUCCAUGUGUACCAACGCCGUGUGGACCCAAUAGUCAAUGUAGAGAAAUUAAUAACCAAGCAGUAUGCUCAUGUUUACCAACAUUUAUUGGCUCACCACCAGGAUGUCGACCUGAAUGUACUGUCAGUGCGGAAUGUCCCUUAAGUCAAGCUUGUAUGAAUCAAAAAUGUGUUGACCCAUGUCCAGGCCCUUGCGGUUUGAAUGCACAAUGCCAUGUUAUAAAUCACAGUCCAAUAUGCUCAUGUAAAUCAGGCCAUACUGGUGAUGCAUUCAGCAGAUGUUUCCCAAUACCACCACCGUCUCCACCUCCGGCUGCACCAAUAUACACAAAUCCAUGUUUGCCAUCGCCAUGCGGUCCAUAUUCUGAGUGUCGUGAUAUCGGUGGCACACCGUCAUGCUCUUGUUUAAGCAAUUAUAUUGGAAGUCCUCCAAAUUGUCGUCCAGAGUGCACAAUAAAUCCUGAAUGUGCAAGUAAUCAAGCAUGUAUUCGUGAAAAAUGUCGUGACCCAUGCCCUGGAUCUUGUGGUGCAAAUGCUCAAUGCAGUGUUAUUAAUCAUACACCUGUUUGUACAUGCCCUGAAGGAUAUACUGGUGAUCCAUUCAGUAAUUGUUAUCCGAAACCGCCACCUCCACCUGAAGCAAUUGAGGUAGACCCUUGCAAUCCAUCACCUUGCGGUGCAAAUGCACAAUGUGAUAAUGGUGUUUGUACAUGCUUACCGGAAUAUCAAGGUGAUCCAUAUUCUGGAUGUAGACCUGAAUGUGUUCUUAGUUCGGAUUGCCCACGUGAUAAAGCUUGUAUACGAAAUAAAUGUACAAAUCCAUGCCCUGGCACUUGUGGACAAAAUGCACUAUGUGAUGUGGUUAAUCAUAUUCCAAUGUGCAGUUGCCCACCAGGUCAAACGGGCAAUGCAUUUGUACAAUGUCGACCAGUACCUGCACCCGAAAUAAAACACCCUUGCAAUCCAAGUCCAUGUGGACCAAACAGUCAAUGUCGCGAAAUUAAUGGACAAGCUGUUUGUUCUUGUGUACCGGGAUAUAUUGGUAGUCCACCAACAUGUCGACCAGAGUGCGUUGUUAGUUCUGAAUGUGCUGCUAAUGAGGCAUGUAGCAAUCAAAAAUGUCGCGAUCCAUGUCCUGGUACAUGUGGCAUUGGUGCUAGAUGCGAAGUUGUAUAUCACAAUCCAAUUUGUAGUUGCCCACCAAGAUAUACUGGGGAUCCAUUUAUACGAUGCUCGCCAAUACCUGAACAAGCACCCGUGGAAAUACCAACAAACCCAUGCCAGCCAUCACCAUGUGGUCCUAAUGCUCAGUGUCAAGUUUCUGGUGAUUCGCCAUCUUGCUCAUGCCUACCAGAAUUUAUUGGUGCACCACCAAAUUGUAGACCGGAAUGUGUCAGUAACGGAGAAUGUUCUAGUCAAUUAGCAUGUAUUAAUCAAAAAUGUCGAGACCCAUGCCCCGGCUCUUGUGGUGCAAAUGCUGAAUGUCGUGUAGUUAGUCAUACACCAAAUUGUAUUUGUUUACCUGGCUAUUAUGGGGACCCAUUCACUGUUUGUAAUGUUCAAGAAAUACAAUCAUUACCACAAGAAAGACCAACACCUUGUGUACCUUCUCCAUGUGGAGCAAAUGCUAUAUGCCGUGAACAAAAUGGCGCCGGAUCUUGUACUUGUAUGGCAGACCAUAUUGGCAACCCGUAUGAGGGUUGUAGGCCAGAAUGCGUCCUUAAUUCAGAUUGUCCAUCAAAUCGUGCAUGUAUCAGACAAAAAUGUCAAGAUCCUUGUCCAGGAACAUGUGGACAAAAUGCAGAUUGCCAAGUAGUCAAUCAUUUACCAUCAUGUACAUGUCGUCAAGGAUAUACGGGAGAUCCUUUCCGUUAUUGCAAUAUUCAACCACCACAAUGUAAGAACUAUUUCUUAAAUCUGAUACGUGGUAAUCCAUGUGUACCAACGCCGUGUGGACCCAAUAGUCAAUGUAGAGAAAUUAAUAACCAAGCAGUAUGCUCAUGUUUACCAACAUUUAUUGGCUCACCACCAGGAUGUCGACCUGAAUGUACUGUCAGUGCGGAAUGUCCCUUAAGUCAAGCUUGUAUGAAUCAAAAAUGUGUUGACCCAUGUCCAGGCCCUUGCGGUUUGAAUGCACAAUGCCAUGUUAUAAAUCACAGUCCAAUAUGCUCAUGUAAAUCAGGCCAUACUGGUGAUGCAUUCAGCAGAUGUUUCCCAAUACCACCACCGUCUCCACCUCCGGCUGCACCAAUAUACACAAAUCCAUGUUUGCCAUCGCCAUGCGGUCCAUAUUCUGAGUGUCGUGAUAUCGGUGGCACACCGUCAUGCUCUUGUUUAAGCAAUUAUAUUGGAAGUCCUCCAAAUUGUCGUCCAGAGUGCACAAUAAAUCCUGAAUGUGCAAGUAAUCAAGCAUGUAUUCGUGAAAAAUGUCGUGACCCAUGCCCUGGAUCUUGUGGUGCAAAUGCUCAAUGCAGUGUUAUUAAUCAUACACCUGUUUGUACAUGCCCUGAAGGAUAUACUGGUGAUCCAUUCAGUAAUUGUUAUCCGAAACCGCCACCUCCACCUGAAGCAAUUGAGGUAGACCCUUGCAAUCCAUCACCUUGCGGUGCAAAUGCACAAUGUGAUAAUGGUGUUUGUACAUGCUUACCGGAAUAUCAAGGUGAUCCAUAUUCUGGAUGUAGACCUGAAUGUGUUCUUAGUUCGGAUUGCCCACGUGAUAAAGCUUGUAUACGAAAUAAAUGUACAAAUCCAUGCCCUGGCACUUGUGGACAAAAUGCACUAUGUGAUGUGGUUAAUCAUAUUCCAAUGUGCAGUUGCCCACCAGGUCAAACGGGCAAUGCAUUUGUACAAUGUCGACCAGUACCUGGUACGUCACCCGAAAUAAAACACCCUUGCAAUCCAAGUCCAUGUGGACCAAACAGUCAAUGUCGCGAAAUUAAUGGACAAGCUGUUUGUUCUUGUGUACCGGGAUAUAUUGGUAGUCCACCAACAUGUCGACCAGAGUGCGUUGUUAGUUCUGAAUGUGCUGCUAAUGAGGCAUGUAGCAAUCAAAAAUGUCGCGAUCCAUGUCCUGGUACAUGUGGCAUUGGUGCUAGAUGCGAAGUUGUAUAUCACAAUCCAAUUUGUAGUUGCCCACCAAGAUAUACUGGGGAUCCAUUUAUACGAUGCUCGCCAAUACCUGAACAAGCACCCGUGGAAAUACCAACAAACCCAUGCCAGCCAUCACCAUGUGGUCCUAAUGCUCAGUGUCAAGUUUCUGGUGAUUCGCCAUCUUGCUCAUGCCUACCAGAAUUUAUUGGUGCACCACCAAAUUGUAGACCGGAAUGUGUCAGUAACGGAGAAUGUUCUAGUCAAUUAGCAUGUAUUAAUCAAAAAUGUCGAGACCCAUGCCCCGGCUCUUGUGGUGCAAAUGCUGAAUGUCGUGUAGUUAGUCAUACACCAAAUUGUAUUUGUUUACCUGGCUAUUAUGGGGACCCAUUCACUGUUUGUAAUGUUCAAGAAAUACAAUCAUUACCACAAGAAAGACCAACACCUUGUGUACCUUCUCCAUGUGGAGCAAAUGCUAUAUGCCGUGAACAAAAUGGCGCCGGAUCUUGUACUUGUAUGGCAGACCAUAUUGGCAACCCGUAUGAGGGUUGUAGGCCAGAAUGCGUCCUUAAUUCAGAUUGUCCAUCAAAUCGUGCAUGUAUCAGACAAAAAUGUCAAGAUCCUUGUCCAGGAACAUGUGGACAAAAUGCAGAUUGCCAAGUAGUCAAUCAUUUACCAUCAUGUACAUGUCGUCAAGGAUAUACGGGAGAUCCUUUCCGUUAUUGCAAUAUUCAACCACCACAAUCUAUUGAACCAGAGCGUGGUAAUCCAUGUGUACCAACGCCGUGUGGACCCAAUAGUCAAUGUAGAGAAAUUAAUAACCAAGCAGUAUGCUCAUGUUUACCAACAUUUAUUGGCUCACCACCAGGAUGUCGACCUGAAUGUACUGUCAGUGCGGAAUGUCCCUUAAGUCAAGCUUGUAUGAAUCAAAAAUGUGUUGACCCAUGUCCAGGCCCUUGCGGUUUGAAUGCACAAUGCCAUGUUAUAAAUCACAGUCCAAUAUGCUCAUGUAAAUCAGGCCAUACUGGUGAUGCAUUCAGCAGAUGUUUCCCAAUACCACCACCGUCUCCACCUCCGGCUGCACCAAUAUACACAAAUCCAUGUUUGCCAUCGCCAUGCGGUCCAUAUUCUGAGUGUCGUGAUAUCGGUGGCACACCGUCAUGCUCUUGUUUAAGCAAUUAUAUUGGAAGUCCACCAAAUUGUCGUCCAGAGUGCACAAUAAAUCCUGAAUGUGCAAGUAAUCAAGCAUGUAUUCGUGAAAAAUGUCGUGACCCAUGCCCUGGAUCUUGUGGUGCAAAUGCUCAAUGCAGUGUUAUUAAUCAUACACCUGUUUGUACAUGCCCUGAAGGAUAUACUGGUGAUCCAUUCAGUAAUUGUUAUCCGAAACCGCCACCUCCACCAAUUGAGGUAGACCCUUGCAAUCCAUCACCUUGCGGUGCAAAUGCACAAUGUGAUAAUGGUGUUUGUACAUGCUUACCGGAAUAUCAAGGUGAUCCAUAUUCUGGAUGUAGACCUGAAUGUGUUCUUAGUUCGGAUUGCCCACGUGAUAAAGCUUGUAUACGAAAUAAAUGUACAAAUCCAUGCCCUGGCACUUGUGGACAAAAUGCACUAUGUGAUGUGGUUAAUCAUAUUCCAAUGUGCAGUUGCCCACCAGGUCAAACGGGCAAUGCAUUUGUACAAUGUCGACCAGUACCUGCACCCGAAAUAAAACACCCUUGUAAUCCAAGUCCAUGUGGACCAAACAGUCAAUGUCGCGAAAUUAAUGGACAAGCUGUUUGUUCUUGUGUACCGGGAUAUAUUGGUAGUCCACCAACAUGUCGACCAGAGUGCGUUGUUAGUUCUGAAUGUGCUGCUAAUGAGGCAUGUAGCAAUCAAAAAUGUCGCGAUCCAUGUCCUGGUACAUGUGGCAUUGGUGCUAGAUGCGAAGUUGUAUAUCACAAUCCAAUUUGUAGUUGCCCACCAAGAUAUACUGGGGAUCCAUUUAUACGAUGCUCGCCAAUACCACCCGUGGAAAUACCAACAAACCCAUGCCAGCCAUCACCAUGUGGUCCUAAUGCUCAGUGUCAAGUUUCUGGUGAUUCGCCAUCUUGCUCAUGCCUACCAGAAUUUAUUGGUGCACCACCAAAUUGUAGACCGGAAUGUGUCAGUAACGGAGAAUGUUCUAGUCAAUUAGCAUGUAUUAAUCAAAAAUGUCGAGACCCAUGCCCCGGCUCUUGUGGUGCAAAUGCUGAAUGUCGUGUAGUUAGUCAUACACCAAAUUGUAUUUGUUUACCUGGCUAUUAUGGGGACCCAUUCACUGUUUGUAAUGUUCAAGAAAUACAAUCAUUACCACAAGAAAGACCAACACCUUGUGUACCUUCUCCAUGUGGAGCAAAUGCUAUAUGCCGUGAACAAAAUGGCGCCGGAUCUUGUACUUGUAUGGCAGACCAUAUUGGCAACCCGUAUGAGGGUUGUAGGCCAGAAUGCGUCCUUAAUUCAGAUUGUCCAUCAAAUCGUGCAUGUAUCAGACAAAAAUGUCAAGAUCCUUGUCCAGGAACAUGUGGACAAAAUGCAGAUUGCCAAGUAGUCAAUCAUUUACCAUCAUGUACAUGUCGUCAAGGAUAUACGGGAGAUCCUUUCCGUUAUUGCAAUAUUCAACCACCACAAUCUAUUGAACCAGAGCGUGGUAAUCCAUGUGUACCAACGCCGUGUGGACCCAAUAGUCAAUGUAGAGAAAUUAAUAACCAAGCAGUAUGCUCAUGUUUACCAACAUUUAUUGGCUCACCACCAGGAUGUCGACCUGAAUGUACUGUCAGUGCGGAAUGUCCCUUAAGUCAAGCUUGUAUGAAUCAAAAAUGUGUUGACCCAUGUCCAGGCCCUUGCGGUUUGAAUGCACAAUGCCAUGUUAUAAAUCACAGUCCAAUAUGCUCAUGUAAAUCAGGCCAUACUGGUGAUGCAUUCAGCAGAUGUUUCCCAAUACCACCACCGUCUCCACCUCCGGCUGCACCAAUAUACACAAAUCCAUGUUUGCCAUCGCCAUGCGGUCCAUAUUCUGAGUGUCGUGAUAUCGGUGGCACACCGUCAUGCUCUUGUUUAAGCAAUUAUAUUGGAAGUCCACCAAAUUGUCGUCCAGAGUGCACAAUAAAUCCUGAAUGUGCAAGUAAUCAAGCAUGUAUUCGUGAAAAAUGUCGUGACCCAUGCCCUGGAUCUUGUGGUGCAAAUGCUCAAUGCAGUGUUAUUAAUCAUACACCUGUUUGUACAUGCCCUGAAGGAUAUACUGGUGAUCCAUUCAGUAAUUGUUAUCCGAAACCGCCACCUCCACGUAAGAUUGAAAUAUAAUAAAUAACUUUGCCUCUAGUAGACCCUUGCAAUCCAUCACCUUGCGGUGCAAAUGCACAAUGUGAUAAUGGUGUUUGUACAUGCUUACCGGAAUAUCAAGGUGAUCCAUAUUCUGGAUGUAGACCUGAAUGUGUUCUUAGUUCGGAUUGCCCACGUGAUAAAGCUUGUAUACGAAAUAAAUGUACAAAUCCAUGCCCUGGCACUUGUGGACAAAAUGCACUAUGUGAUGUGGUUAAUCAUAUUCCAAUGUGCAGUUGCCCACCAGGUCAAACGGGCAAUGCAUUUGUACAAUGUCGACCAGUACCUGGUACGUCACCCGAAAUAAAACACCCUUGUAAUCCAAGUCCAUGUGGACCAAACAGUCAAUGUCGCGAAAUUAAUGGACAAGCUGUUUGUUCUUGUGUACCGGGAUAUAUUGGUAGUCCACCAACAUGUCGACCAGAGUGCGUUGUUAGUUCUGAAUGUGCUGCUAAUGAGGCAUGUAGCAAUCAAAAAUGUCGCGAUCCAUGUCCUGGUACAUGUGGCAUUGGUGCUAGAUGCGAAGUUGUAUAUCACAAUCCAAUUUGUAGUUGCCCACCAAGAUAUACUGGGGAUCCAUUUAUACGAUGCUCGCCAAUACCUGAACAAGCACCCGUGGAAAUACCAACAAACCCAUGCCAGCCAUCACCAUGUGGUCCUAAUGCUCAGUGUCAAGUUUCUGGUGUUUCGCCAUCUUGCUCAUGCCUACCAGAAUUUAUUGGUGCACCACCAAAUUGUAGACCGGAAUGUGUCAGUAACGGAGAAUGUUCUAGUCAAUUAGCAUGUAUUAAUCAAAAAUGUCGAGACCCAUGCCCCGGCUCUUGUGGUGCAAAUGCUGAAUGUCGUGUAGUUAGUCAUACACCAAAUUGUAUUUGUUUACCUGGCUAUUAUGGGGACCCAUUCUCUCAAUGUAUUGUUAAAAUUGAAAUCAUGGAAACCGAUAAACUGUCUCCUUGUACUCCAUCUCCGUGUGGUGCAAAUGCUGUUUGUCGUGAAAGAAAUCGAAUUGGCUCAUGUUCAUGCCUUCCAAAUUAUUUUGGAAAUCCAUACGAAGGUUGCCGACCAGAAUGUAUUUUGAACUCCGAUUGCCCUUCAAAUCGUGCUUGCAUAAAUCAAAUCUGUAAAGACCCUUGUCCUGGUACAUGUGGUCCUAAUGCUGAUUGUCAAGUUGUGAACCAUUUGCCUUCAUGUACAUGCAACUCUGGAUAUACUGGAAAUCCAUUUAAAUUCUGUUCCUUUAUACCACCCACUGCAAUUGAACAAUCACCACCCUCAAAUCCAUGCAUUCCGUCACCUUGUGGACCUAACAGCCAGUGUAAGAUAAUAAACGAACAGGCAGUAUGCUCUUGUUUGCCAACGUUCUUGGGAGUACCACCAGGAUGUCGACCAGAAUGUACCACUAACGCCGAAUGUUCACAGAGUACAGCUUGUAUAAACCAGAAAUGUGUAGACCCAUGCCCCGGUGUAUGUGGUUUGAAUGCAAAAUGUACCGUUAUUAAUCACAAUCCAAUAUGCAGUUGCAAACAAAAUUAUAUUGGAGAUCCUUUCACAAGAUGUAACCAAAUAAAACCUCCUGAAAAACCUAUAGAAAAUACUUAUAUCAAUCCUUGUGUACCUUCGCCUUGUGGCCCGUAUUCGGAAUGUCGAGAUAUAGGUGGGGCGCCAUCAUGUUCUUGUUUAAGUACAUAUAUUGGAAAUCCACCGAACUGUCGACCCGAGUGCACAAUAAAUGCAGAGUGUUCGAGCAACCAAGCAUGCCUUCGUGAAAAAUGUCGUGACCCAUGUCCUGGCUCAUGUGGUGUCAAUGCUCAAUGUACAGUUAUUAACCAUACACCUAUCUGCACCUGUCCAGAAGGAUUUACAGGUGACCCAUUCAGCAGUUGUUAUACGAAACCACCACCACCACCAGAAGCAAUUGAGGUCGAUCCUUGCAAUCCAUCUCCAUGUGGUGCAAAUGCACAAUGUAAUAACGGAGUUUGCACAUGCUUACCUGAAUAUCAAGGUGAUCCAUAUUCUGGAUGUAGACCUGAAUGUGUUCUUAGUUCGGAUUGCCCACGUGAUAAAGCUUGUAUACGAAAUAAAUGUACAAAUCCAUGCCCUGGCACUUGUGGACAAAAUGCACUCUGUGAUGUGGUUAAUCAUAUUCCAAUGUGCAGUUGCCCACAAGGUCAAACAGGAAAUGCAUUUGUACAAUGUCGACCAGUACCUGAGCAAGAAGCCAAAAAUCCUUGUAAUCCAAGUCCAUGUGGACCGAACAGUCAAUGUCGCGAAAUUAAUGGACAAGCUGUAUGUUCUUGUGUACCAGGAUAUAUUGGUAGUCCACCAACAUGUCGACCAGAAUGCGUUGUUAGUUCUGAAUGUGCUGCUAAUGAGGCAUGUAGCAAUCAAAAAUGUCGCGAUCCAUGUCCUGGUACAUGUGGCAUUGGUGCUAGAUGCGAAGUUGUAUAUCACAAUCCAAUUUGUAGUUGCCCACCAAGAUAUACUGGGGAUCCAUUUAUACGAUGCUCGCCAAUACGAGCUGAACAAGCACCCGUGGAAAUACCAACAAACCCAUGCCAGCCAUCACCAUGUGGUCCUAAUGCUCAGUGUCAAGUUUCUGGUGAUUCGCCAUCUUGCUCAUGCCUACCAGAAUUUAUUGGUGCACCACCAAAUUGUAGACCGGAAUGUGUCAGUAACGGAGAAUGUUCUAGUCAAUUAGCAUGUAUUAAUCAAAAAUGUCGAGACCCAUGCCCCGGCUCUUGUGGUGCAAAUGCUGAAUGUCGUGUAGUUAGUCAUACACCAAAUUGUAUUUGUUUACCUGGCUAUUAUGGGGACCCAUUCACUGUUUGUAAUGUUCAAGAAAUACAAUCAUUGCCACAAGAAAGACCAACACCUUGUGUACCUUCUCCAUGUGGAGCAAAUGCUAUAUGCCGUGAACAAAAUGGCGCCGGAUCUUGUACUUGUAUGGCAGACCAUAUUGGCAACCCGUAUGAGGGUUGUAGGCCAGAAUGCGUCCUUAAUUCAGAUUGUCCAUCAAAUCGUGCAUGUAUCAGACAAAAAUGUCAAGAUCCUUGUCCAGGAACAUGUGGACAAAAUGCAGAUUGCCAAGUAGUCAAUCAUUUACCAUCAUGUACAUGUCGUCAAGGAUAUACGGGAGAUCCUUUCCGUUAUUGCAAUAUUCAACCACCACAAUCUAUUGAACCAGAGCGUGGUAAUCCAUGUGUACCAACGCCGUGUGGACCCAAUAGUCAAUGUAGAGAAAUUAAUAACCAAGCAGUAUGCUCAUGUUUACCAACAUUUAUUGGCUCACCACCAGGAUGUCGACCUGAAUGUACUGUCAGUGCGGAAUGUCCCUUAAGUCAAGCUUGUAUGAAUCAAAAAUGUGUUGACCCAUGUCCAGGCCCUUGCGGUUUGAAUGCACAAUGCCAUGUUAUAAAUCACAGUCCAAUAUGCUCAUGUAAAUCAGGCCACACUGGUGAUGCAUUCAGCAGAUGUUUCCCAAUACCACCACCGUCUCCACCUCCGGCUACUCCAAUAUACACAAAUCCAUGUUUGCCAUCGCCAUGCGGUCCAUAUUCUGAGUGUCGUGAUAUCGGUGGCACACCGUCAUGCUCUUGUUUAAGCAAUUAUAUUGGAAGUCCACCAAAUUGUCGUCCAGAGUGCACAAUAAAUCCUGAAUGUGCAAGUAAUCAAGCAUGUAUUCGUGAAAAAUGUCGUGACCCAUGCCCUGGAUCUUGUGGUGCAAAUGCUCAAUGCAGUGUUAUUAAUCAUACACCUGUUUGUACAUGCCCUGAAGGAUAUACUGGUGAUCCAUUCAGUAAUUGUUAUCCGAAACCGCCACCUCCACCUGAAGCAAUUGAGGAAGAUCCUUGCAAUCCAUCCCCGUGUGGUGCAAAUGCACAAUGUAAUAACGGAGUUUGCACGUGCUUACCUGAAUAUCAAGGUGAUCCAUAUUCUGGAUGUAGACCUGAAUGUGUUCUUAGUUCGGAUUGCCCACGUGAUAAAGCUUGUAUACGAAAUAAAUGUACAAAUCCAUGCCCUGGCACUUGUGGACAAAAUGCACUCUGUGAUGUGGUUAAUCAUAUUCCAAUGUGCAGUUGCCCACCAGGUCAAACGGGCAAUGCAUUUGUACAAUGUCGACCAAUACCUGCGCAAGAACCCAAAAAUCCUUGUAAUCCAAGCCCAUGUGGACCAAACAGUCAAUGUCGGGAAAUAAACGGACAAGCUGUGUGUUCUUGUGUGCCUGGAUACAUAGGAAGUCCACCAACCUGUCGGCCAGAAUGCGUCGUUAGUUCUGAAUGUGCCUCAAAUGAGGCUUGUAGCAAUCAAAAAUGUCGAGACCCAUGUCCUGGCACAUGUGGAAUUAGUGCUAGAUGCGAAGUUGUAUAUCACAAUCCAAUUUGUAGUUGCCCACCGAAAUAUACUGGGGAUCCAUUUAUACGAUGCUCGCCAAUACUUGAACAAGCACCCGUGGAAAUACCAACAAACCCAUGCCAGCCAUCACCAUGUGGUCCUAAUGCUCAGUGUCAAGUUUCUGGUGAUUCGCCAUCUUGCUCCUGCCUACCAGAAUUUAUUGGUGCACCACCAAAUUGUAGACCGGAAUGUGUCAGUAACGGAGAAUGUUCUAGUCAAUUAGCAUGCAUCAAUCAAAAAUGUCGAGACCCAUGUCCCGGCUCUUGUGGUGCAAAUGCAGAAUGUCGUGUAGUUAGUCAUACACCAAAUUGUAUUUGUUUGCCUGGCUAUUAUGGCGACCCAUUCACUGUUUGUUAUAUUCACGAGAUGCAAGCCCUUCCACCUGAAAAACCAACACCUUGCGUACCUUCUCCAUGUGGAGCAAAUGCUAUAUGCCGUGAACAAAAUGGAGCCGGAUCUUGUACUUGUAUGGCAGACCAUAUUGGCAACCCGUAUGAGGGUUGUAGGCCAGAAUGCGUCCUUAAUUCAGAUUGUCCAUCAAAUCGUGCAUGUAUCAGACAAAAAUGUCAAGAUCCUUGUCCAGGAACAUGUGGACAAAAUGCAGAUUGCCAAGUAGUCAAUCAUUUACCAUCAUGUACAUGUCGUCAAGGAUAUACGGGAGAUCCUUUCCGCUAUUGCAAUAUUCAACCACCACAAUCUAUUGAACCAGAGCGUGGUAAUCCAUGUGUACCAUCGCCGUGUGGACCCAAUAGUCAAUGUAGAGAAAUUAAUAACCAAGCAGUAUGCUCAUGUUUACCAGCAUUUAUUGGCUCACCACCAGGAUGUCGACCUGAAUGUACUGUCAGUGCGGAAUGUCCCUUAAGUCAAGCUUGUAUGAAUCAAAAAUGUGUUGACCCAUGUCCAGGCCCUUGCGGUUUGAAUGCACAAUGCCAUGUUAUAAAUCACAGUCCAAUAUGCUCAUGUAAAUCAGGCCAAACUGGUGAUGCAUUCAGCAGAUGUUUUCCAAUACCACCUGUCGAGAAACCUGUGCAAGCAGUACCUGAAAACCCGUGCAUACCAUCACCAUGUGGGCCUCAUUCAAUUUGCCAAUCUUACGGAAAUGGUCCAUCUUGUACAUGCCAAAGCAACUUUAUUGGAAGUCCACCAAAUUGUAGGCCCGAAUGCACAAUUCAAUCGGAGUGUCCCAGCAAUCAAGCAUGUAUUCGUGAAAAAUGCCGUGAUCCAUGCCCGGGUUCUUGUGGUGUAAAUGCGCAGUGUAGCGUUAUAAAUCACACACCUGUUUGCACAUGUCCUGAUGGAUUUACAGGUGACCCAUUCAGCAAUUGUUAUCCGAAACCACCACCACCACCAAUUGAGGUCGAUCCUUGCAAUCCAUCUCCAUGUGGUGCAAAUGCACAAUGUAAUAACGGAGUUUGCACAUGCUUACCUGAAUAUCAAGGUGAUCCAUAUUCUGGAUGUAGACCUGAAUGUGUUCUUAGUUCGGAUUGCCCACGUGAUAAAGCUUGUAUACGAAAUAAAUGUACAAAUCCAUGCCCUGGCACUUGUGGACAAAAUGCACUCUGUGAUGUGGUUAAUCAUAUUCCAAUGUGCAGUUGCCCACCAGGUCAAACGGGAAAUGCAUUUGUACAAUGUCGACCAGUACCUGAGCAAGAAGCCAAAAAUCCUUGCAAUCCAAGUCCAUGUGGACCAAACAGUCAAUGUCGCGAAAUAAACGGGCAAGCUGUAUGUUCUUGUGUACCGGGAUAUAUUGGUAGUCCACCAACAUGUCGACCAGAGUGCGUUGUUAGUUCUGAAUGCGCUGCUAAUGAGGCAUGUAGCAAUCAAAAAUGUCGCGAUCCAUGUCCUGGUACAUGUGGCAUUGGUGCUAGAUGCGAAGUUGUAUAUCACAAUCCAAUUUGUAGUUGCCCACCAAGAUAUACUGGGGAUCCAUUUAUACGAUGCUCGCCAAUACCACCUGUGGAAAUACCAACAAACCCAUGCCAGCCAUCACCAUGUGGUCCUAAUGCUCAGUGUCAAGUUUCUGGUGAUUCGCCAUCUUGCUCAUGCUUACCAGAAUUUAUUGGUGCACCACCAAAUUGUAGACCAGAAUGUAUCAGUAACGGAGAAUGCUCUAAUCAAUUAGCAUGUAUUAAUCGAAAAUGUCGAGACCCAUGCCCCGGCUCUUGUGGUGCAAAUGCUGAAUGUCGUGUAGUUAGUCAUACACCAAAUUGUAUUUGUUUACCUGGCUAUUAUGGGGACCCAUUCACUGUUUGUAAUGUUCAAGAAAUACAAUCAUUGCCACAAGAAAGACCAACACCUUGUGUACCUUCUCCAUGUGGAGCAAAUGCUAUAUGCCGUGAACAAAAUGGCGCCGGAUCUUGUACUUGUAUGGCAGACCAUAUUGGCAACCCGUAUGAGGGUUGUAGGCCAGAAUGCGUCCUUAAUUCAGAUUGUCCAUCAAAUCGUGCAUGUAUCAGACAAAAAUGCCAAGAUCCUUGUCCAGGAACAUGUGGACAAAAUGCAGAUUGCCAAGUAGUCAAUCAUUUACCAUCAUGUACAUGUCGUCAAGGAUAUACGGGAGAUCCUUUCCGUUAUUGCAAUAUUCAACCACCACAAUCUAUUGAACCAGAGCGUGGUAAUCCAUGUGUACCAACGCCGUGUGGACCCAAUAGUCAAUGUAGAGAAAUUAAUAACCAAGCAGUAUGCUCAUGUUUACCAACAUUUAUUGGCUCACCACCAGGAUGUCGACCUGAAUGUACUGUCAGUGCGGAAUGUCCCUUAAGUCAAGCUUGUAUGAAUCAAAAAUGUGUUGACCCAUGUCCAGGCCCUUGCGGUUUGAAUGCACAAUGUCAUGUUAUAAAUCACAGUCCAAUAUGCUCAUGUAAAUCAGGCCAUACUGGUGAUGCAUUCAGCAGAUGUUUCCCAAUACCACCACCGUCUCCACCUCCGGCUACUCCAAUAUACACAAAUCCAUGUUUGCCAUCGCCAUGCGGUCCAUAUUCUGAGUGUCGUGAUAUCGGUGGCACGCCGUCAUGCUCUUGUUUAAGCAAUUAUAUUGGAAGUCCACCAAAUUGUCGUCCAGAAUGCACAAUAAAUCCUGAAUGUGCAAGUAAUCAAGCAUGUAUUCAUGAAAAAUGCCGUGAUCCUUGCCCUGGAUCUUGCGGUUUGUUUGCGCAGUGUAACGUUAUUAAUCAUACACCUGUUUGUACAUGCCCUGAAGGAUAUACAGGUGAUCCAUUUAGUAAUUGUUAUCCUAAACCACCACCACCGCCAGAACCAAUUGAAACAGAUCCUUGCAAUCCAUCACCUUGUGGUGCAAAUGCUGAAUGCUUAAAUGGAGUUUGUUCAUGUUUAACUGAGUAUUAUGGUGAUCCUUAUUCUGGAUGUAGACCCGAAUGUGUUCUUAGUUCGGACUGUUCUAGAGAAAAAACUUGCAUUCGAAAUAAAUGUGUUGAUCCUUGUCCAGGAACUUGUGGACAAACAGCUGAAUGCGUUGUUAUUAAUCAUAUACCAAUUUGUAGCUGUCCAGUGAAUUAUACCGGCGAUCCAUUUAUUCAAUGCCGUCCAAUUCUCUUUAAAACCUCGAAAUGUAUCCCAUCACCCUGUGGUCCUAACAGUCAAUGCAGGGAAUUAAAUAACCAAGCUAUUUGUAGUUGCUUGCCAGGUUUUAUUGGUUCACCACCACUGUGUAGACCUGAGUGUGUUUCAAAUUCUGAAUGUUUGUUAAAUAAAGCUUGUGUUAAUCGUAAAUGUAUUGAUCCUUGUCCUGGAACAUGCGGCUUAAAUGCAAUUUGUCAUGUUGUUAAUCAUAAUGCAAUUUGCAGUUGCCCGGCUGGGUACACGGGAGAUCCUUUCAUUCAAUGUUCUAAACGGCUAAUUAUUCCACCUGUUACACAAGAACCACUCAAUCCAUGUGUGCCAUCGCCAUGUGGACCCUAUUCAAAUUGUAUAGUUUCAUCAAAUGGUCAAGCAUCUUGUUCUUGUAUUGCUAAUUAUAUUGGUCAACCACCACUUUGUAAACCAGAAUGUGUGGUACACGAUGAUUGUCAAAAUUCACUUGCUUGCAUUAAUCAGAAAUGUAGAGAUCCUUGUCCUGGAUCUUGUGGAAUCAAUGCUCAAUGUUCUGUUGUAGGCCAUGUUCCGAAUUGUAUAUGUAUCUCAGAUUAUGUCGGUGAUCCUUUCACUAGAUGUUCUCCAGCACCUCAACAAAUUGUUAAACCAACUCCACCGUCUGACCCUUGUUAUCCAUCACCAUGUGGAUCUAACGCACGAUGUAGAACAGAAAACAACAGACCUAUUUGUGAAUGCUUGCCUGAAUAUCAUGGAAAUCCAUAUGUAAAUUGUCGUCCAGAAUGUUUAGCAAAUUCAGAUUGUCCAAUGAAUUUAGCAUGUAUACGAAAUAAAUGCCAAGAUCCUUGUCCAGGAACUUGUGGAGUUGGUGCAAUUUGCACUGUUGGAAAUCACAUACCCAUUUGUACAUGUCCUGAAGGAACAACUGGAGAUGCAUUCACUAUUUGCCAACAAGCUCCACCACCUAAAGAUGUAACGCCAACCGAUCCAUGCUAUCCUUCACCUUGUGGUCGCAAUACAAUUUGCCGUACUCAAGGAAAUGUUGCUAUCUGUGAAUGUUUACCAGGAUAUGAAGGAAGUCCAACUAGUAGCGGAUGCCGCACUGAAUGUACUAUCAGUUCAGAUUGUGCAAAAGAUAAAGCAUGCGUUAGAAACAAAUGCGUAGAUCCUUGUCCGGGUGUAUGUGGAUAUGCUGCAGUUUGUCAAACAAUUAAUCAUAGCCCAGUUUGCAGUUGCCCAUCUGGAUUAGUGGGUGAUCCAUUUACACUUUGCAAAAAAGAAAUAAUUGAACACACUGAUCCUUGUUCACCAUCUCCAUGUGGCUUGAAUGGACAAUGUCGUGUCGUUAAUAAUAAUGCAGUAUGUCACUAUCCUGAAUGUGUUAUUAAUCAAGAUUGUCCACGAACCAGAAUAUGUUUAAACCAAAAGUGUAAAGAUCCGUGCAUUGACGCUUGUGGUAUAAACGCAAUUUGUCAAGUAGUAAAUCAUAAUCCUGUAUGUUCUUGUCCAAAAGGAUAUAUAGGAUCACCGUUUGCCGAAUGCAAAUUAUCACCUCCACCAAUAGAAAUUCGACCAGAAUGUACUCAAGAUUCAGAAUGUACAAAUGAUAAAUCAUGUAUUAAUCAACAAUGUAAAAAUCCUUGUGUAGAAUAUCCAAAUAGUUGUGGCACAAAUGCUGAAUGUCAUACACAAUUCCAUAGACCAAUCUGUAGUUGCAAAGAUUCGUAUACAGGAAACGCAUUGACUGCGUGUUACGAAAUUGGCUGCCGUUCAGAUUCGGAUUGUCCAUCAACUGAAUCGUGCGUUAACAAAGAAUGUGUAAAUGCUUGCAAAUUUACACAAUGCGGAAUAAACGCUAUGUGUCGAGCUGAUGGCAGUCAUAAAUCAAGAUGUUAUUGCCUAGAAGGAUACAAGGGUAAUCCAUUCACAAGAUGCGAUCGACCAGAAUGCUUACGAGAUGAAGAAUGUCCAUACAAUUUAGCUUGCGUAAAUGAACGUUGUGAGAGCCCGUGCCAUUGUGCUCCAGGUGCUUUAUGCACCGUCACCAAUCAUAGACCAUCAUGUCAAUGUCCACCAGGGUACCAGGGUGAUCCAAAUGUUAUUUGUGCAGUAGCUGUUAUUCAAGAGCAACCACAAUGUAAAAUGGAUGCAGAUUGUCCAAGCAAAUUAGCAUGCUUUAGUGGAAAAUGUCGCAAUCCAUGCACUGAGGCUUCGCCAUGUGCACAGAAUGCUUUAUGUACAGUUGUCGAUACAUUACCACUUAGGACAAUGUCUUGUCAAUGUUUACCUGGAUUUGUUGGGGACGCUGAUGUUCAAUGUAGACCAGUUGAAAAAGGCGGUUGUGAAACUGAUGAUGAAUGUCCAUCAAACAACAUAUGCUUAAAUAGAAAUUGCGUGAAUCCAUGUAUUGCAAGAAAUCCAUGUGCUUCAACAGCUAUAUGUGAAGCUAAUAAUCAUAAAACGAUAUGUCAUUGUCCAACUGGUUUAUUAGGAGAUCCGUUUGUAAAUUGUUAUGAAGUCGCUGUUCCAUCACCUGAGUGCACCACAAAUUCAGAAUGCUCAAAUAACAACGCUUGUAUUAAUGAACGUUGCCAAGAUCCAUGUGUAAUAUCUAAUCCAUGUGGAACAGAAGCAAUUUGUAGAACAGUUCAACAUAUACCUAUUUGUAACUGUCCUGAUGGUUGGGGUGGUAAUCCACAAUUGCAAUGUUAUAAACCUGAAUGUAAAGUUGAUUCAGACUGUCCUUACGAUAAAACUUGUAUUAAUGAAAAUUGUUUGAAUCCGUGCCUACACGACAAGAAUAGUCAAUGUGGUAGGGGGGCGGACUGUCGAGUACAACAACAUAAAGCACAAUGUCACUGCCCAGCAGGAACUCAAGGCAACCCAUUAUUAGCAUGUAUUACUGGAGUUUGUCAAUAUAAUGAAGAUUGUGCUGACCAUGAAGCAUGUGAUCGAUUAAAUCGUAUUUGUCGACCUGUUUGCGAUGAUGAUACAUGUGCAGAUACUGCUGUUUGUGUUGGUCGUGACCAUCAACCACAAUGUUCAUGUCCAUCUGGAACAUCAGGAAAUCCAUAUAUUAGCUGUACGCAUACGCAAGUUCCUAUAGAGGCUGAAUGUCGAGUAGAUGAAGAUUGUCCCCCACAAUUUGCUUGUAUCAAUAAAGAAUGUCGAAAUCCAUGUUCGCAAAAUAUUUGUAGCGUCGAUCAAGAAUGCCGUAUUUUGGACACGUUACCGUUACGAACUGUUAUGUGCCAAUGUCCUCCAGAUACUAUAGUCGAUGCUAAUGGCAACUGUAAACCUAUCGUCCAAAUUUCACCACAAUGUGUUACUGACACUGAUUGUGGAUCAACGGAACGUUGUUUGGAUGGUACUUGUCUACAAGUAUGUCAAUUAGAUCCUUGUGGUAUCAAUGCUCAAUGUAAUGGUCAAAAUCAUCGUGCCCAUUGUACUUGUGCUGUGGGUUACAUAGGAAAUCCUCACAUUGAAUGUAUUCCAAAAAUACCAGUGAUUCCAGCGGUACCUGAAUGUUACAAAAAUGAUGAUUGUAAUGGAGAUCAAACUUGCUACAAUGAAAGAUGUAUUAAUCCUUGUGCUACAGAUAAUCACUGUGCCCAAGGAUCUUUCUGUUACGUAGAGAAUCACCAACCAAUUUGCAGAUGUCCCAUGGGAUAUCUAGGACUACCAACAAUGGAAUGUAUACCACCCACAACAGCUACCGUUGGAUGUAAAUCAAAUUCAGAAUGUCCUGGUUCAGAAGCGUGUGUUAAUGGUUUGUGUGUAAGUCCAUGUAAUUGUGGGCCAAAUUCAGAAUGCCGAGUUAACAAUCAUUAUCCAAUAUGUUUCUGUAAAUCGGGUUAUUCUGGAAAUCCACAAUAUGGUUGCACGAAACUGGAAUGUCAAUCUGACAGCGAAUGUGGCAACGAAUUACAAUGCUUUAACGGUCAGUGUUUAAAUCCAUGUUCGUUAGAAGAUCCAUGUGCAACAACAGCUGAAUGUUACGGACACAAUCACAGAGCAGCAUGUAAAUGUUCUUCUGGAUAUGAUGGAAAUCCAUUUGUAAAAUGUGAACGAAUUGAAUGUCAAACCAACAGUGAUUGUCCGAACGAUAAAACUUGUAUUGAACAACGUUGUAUAAAUCCAUGUUCAAAUGAAGCGAAUCCACCAUGCGCACAAAAUGCUAUUUGUUAUCCACAAAACCAUGCAGCAAAUUGUAGAUGUCCUGAUUAUUUACCAAAUGGAAAUCCAUUAUCAUAUUGUGAACGUACACCUAUCCAUGAAAAUGAACCUGAAUGUAAAUUUGAUAUUGAUUGUCCAAGUAAAUUGGCUUGUAUACGAAAUACAUGCGUGAAUCCAUGUAAAGAACUCUCACCUUGCGCAUCGACCGCCCACUGUAGUGUGUUAGAUUCAUUACCUGUUCGUACAAUGAUUUGCACAUGUCCUGAUGGAUGGGUACCAAAUAAUGAUGGUGAGUGUCGUCCGAUUGUUGUACCUGUUCCGCCCGGAUGUACAGUUGACGAUGAUUGUUCAGCAAAUGAAACAUGCAUAAAUCGAGCUUGCCGUAACCCAUGUAAUUGUGGCACAAACACCAAUUGUUUCAUUCAAAAUCAUCGUCCAAUCUGCUCAUGUUUAGAAGGAUUUGAUGGAAAUCCAAAUAUUGCGUGUCAUGCAAUUGGAUGCAGAUCAAAUUCUGAAUGUGAUUCUGGAAAAGCUUGUGUGAAUGGAAAUUGUAUUAACCCAUGUCUACUAAAUGAUCCAUGUGGAACGAAUGCUGAAUGCUUUGUACAAGGCAAUCAAGCACAAUGUCGUUGUUUAAGUGGAUAUCGUGGAAAUCCAACUGAAAAAUGUUCCAUCGUGGGUUGUAGAAGUAACAGCGACUGUCCAAGUGAUCGUCAAUGUAUUAAUUCACAUUGUAUUAAUCCUUGUGUAUAUGAUAACCCAUGUUCACCACGUGCUGAAUGCCGCGUACAAAAUCAUAUGUCAUUAUGUCGAUGCCCACUUGGAUAUUAUGGAAAUCCAUAUGUGGAUUGUAAACAAGAACAGCAACCCGAAUGUAAAGUGGACACAGAUUGUCCAUCUUUACUUGCCUGCUUAAACAAUAAAUGUCAAGAUCCAUGUGCUAUAUUGGAGCCAUGUCAACGGCCAUCACAAUGUAAAGUUGUUCCAUCACCAGUAAGAACAAUGAUUUGUACUUGCCCAACUGGUUAUAUUAGUAGUGGUAGUGGAACUUGUAAGCCAACACCAACGGCAAUCAGUAUCGGUGAAUGUUCAGCCGAUUCGGAUUGUCCAAACGAAAAAUCUUGCAUUAAUAACUUAUGUAAAAACCCAUGCAAUUGUGGUGAAAAUGCCCAAUGUCGAAUUUAUAAUCACAAACCAGUUUGCUCAUGUUUAGAAGGUUUCGUUGGAAAUCCUGAAAUUGAAUGUGUACGAGCUGGUUGUCGAAACAAUGACGAAUGUUCUGGAUCACAAACAUGUAUCAAUCGGAAAUGUGUACCAGCAUGUUCUAUUGGUCAAUGUGGUGUACGAGCUGAUUGUUACGGUGUAAAUCACAGAGCCGUUUGUGAUUGUCCACCAGGAUUUAUGGGUAAUCCAGACGUUGCUUGUGUUAUAGUAGGUUGUCGCAGUGAUUCAGAAUGUCCAUCUGAUAAAGCAUGCAUAAACAACAAAUGUGAAAGUCCAUGCUUAUUAUCCAAUCCAUGCGGUCCAUCAGCUGAAUGUAAAAUUUAUAAUCAUAAAGCUGUUUGUACAUGUCCAGUUGGCUUCAGAGGUGAUGCUGAAAUUUGUAUCAAGGAAGAACCUGGAUGUCGAAAUGAUUUAGAUUGUCCAAGUCAAACAGCAUGUAUUAAUUCCGAAUGUAUCAAUCCUUGCAACACAACACAACCUUGCGGUAUUAAUGCUGAAUGUAAAAUCAUUGAUACAGUACCGAUUCGAACUAUGAUCUGUAUUUGUCCACCUGGUUUACAAGGUAACGCAGCAGAAGAAUGUAAGCCCGUAGUUCGAGGUCCAUGUCCACCAAAUACUGCAUUAAAUGAGCAAGAUAUUUGUGUUCCAUGUUUACCCGAAAGAGGUUUGAAAGUCAAUGAAAAGGGUUAUUGUGUAUGUGAUUUAGAACGCGGCAUGAUUAUUGACGAAAAGGGUAAUUGUGUUUGCCCAGUUGAACACGGUUAUGUCCUCACACCAAUCGGAACUUGUGUUCCAAUUGGUCCCGAAUGUGAGCGAGAUUCUGAUUGUGCAGAUAAUAAAUAUUGUAACCCCGAAACAAAAACAUGUGAUGAUCCAUGUUUAAUUAAAAAAUGUGGACUUAACGCUUUUUGUAACGCUACACGUCACGAAGCCGUUUGUCAAUGUAUUAACGGUUACACUGGUAAUGCUGAAAUUCGAUGCAAUCAUACAAACAAUUUCCGUACUGAUUUCCCACGCCCCGAUAUGACAGUCAGUUGUCUAUCAGAUGGUGUUCAAGUAGAAAUUCAUAUUACCGAACUUGGAUUUAAUGGCGUACUUUAUGUCAAAGGCCAUAGUAAGGAUGAAAAAUGCCGACGUGUUGUUACCAUGCCUAGUGAAGUUCGAGUGGAAAUAUUCAAGGUAGAAUUUGGAAAUUGUGGUUUGAUUCAUGUGAAUGGGCAAGCUAGCUUUGUGCUAGUAAUUCAAAAACAUCCCAAGCUUGUUACAUAUAAAGCGCAAGCAUAUCAUAUAAAAUGUAUGUAUCAAACAGGAGAACAAAAUGUUACUCUUGGAUUUAAUGUAUCAAUGCUUACAACUGCUGGAACCAUUGCAAACACCGGUCCACCACCAACAUGUCUUAUGAAAAUUGUGACGUUCAAUGGCCAAGAAAUUAAUUCCGCUGAAAUCGGUGAUAACUUAAAAUUACAAGUUGAUGUACAACCCGCAUCGAUAUACGGUGGUUUCGCUCGCAGUUGUGUAGCUAAAACAAUGGAAGAUAACGUCGAGAAUGAAUAUAUAGUAACAGAUGAAAAUGGUUGUGCUACAGAUCCAACCAUUUUCGGCGAAUGGACGUAUAAUGCCGAAACACAAUCAUUACUAGCAAGCUUUAAUGCAUUCAAAUUCCCUAGCAGUGAUAACAUACGAUUCCAAUGUAAUAUUCGAGUGUGUUUCGGUAAAUGUCAACCUGUAAAUUGUCGUGGUUAUAAUGCGUUUGGUAGAAGAAGAAGAGCUGUCGAUGAUGAAAAUGAAACUGCUUUGGCUAUUGAUGGAGAUGGAUUGACUGGUCAAUUACGUGAAGAAAUAACUAUAUCAUCAAAUGCAAUUUUAACGUUUGAACGUAGGGAGGAACGAUUUGUAGAUCCAACAGAAGCUCCUGAUUUGCAACGCGAUAUGCAAGAUAUUUGUGUGUCUAUGAUUGGAUUUAUAAUUGCUUUGAUUAUUACCGCGCUAUUAGCGUUAGUAGCUGUAGCAGUUGCUGUUUCUUGUUGGCUUAUGGCUUAUCGACGUAGGCCGACAGCAACAGGACCAUUACCACAUCCACCAGAAUUCCCAAAUCCAUUAUUUACAACACCAGAACCAGUAGCGGAACCUUCUCCAGACUAUCUAACGUGAAAUGAUCAAGAAACACAUUUAUAUAUAUAAAUAAGUCUAGUAAUGAAAUUUAAUAAAUU
Molecule: messenger RNA, 57339 nt
Organism: Chrysoperla carnea
Lineage: Eukaryota; Metazoa; Arthropoda; Insecta; Neuroptera; Chrysopidae
Gene: dpy
Exons: 122
Molecular function (GO): calcium ion binding; 4 iron, 4 sulfur cluster binding
Source: RefSeq, a predicted model, not a curated record